Pelobates cultripes (western spadefoot toad) is the source of this 85510-nucleotide messenger RNA. NCBI's taxonomy places the organism in Eukaryota, Metazoa, Chordata, Amphibia, Anura, Pelobatidae. The record is from the annotation of a GenBank genome assembly.
AUGGUGAUAAGGCAAUGCCAGCAGUGUGCCCAGGCUGACAUUAACAUGGUAAUAAAGCAAUGCCAGCAGUGUGCCCAGGCUGACAUUAACAUGGUGAUAAGGCAGUGCCAGCAGUGUGCCCAGGCUGACAUUAACAUGGUGAUAAAGCAAUGCCAUCAGUGUGCCCAGGCUGACAUUAACAUGGUGAUAAGGCACUGCCAGCAGUGUGCCCAGGCUAUUAACAUGGUGAUAAAGCAAUGCCAGCAGUGUGCCCAGGCUGACAUUAACAUGGUAAUAAAGCAGUGCCAGCAGUGUGCCCAGGCUGACAUUAACAUGGUGAUAAGGCAGUGCCAGCAGUGUGCCCAGACUGACAUUAACAUGGUAAUAAAGCAGUGCCAGCAGUGUGCCCAGGCUGACAUUAACAUGGUAAUAAAGCAGUGCCAGCAGUGUGCCCAGGCUGACAUUAACAUGGUGAUAAGGCAGUGCCAGCAGUGUGCCCAGGCUGACAUUAACAUGGUGAUAAGGCAGUGCCAGCAGUGUGCCCAGACUGACAUUAACAUGGUGAUAAAGCAAUGCCAGCAGUGUGCCCAGGCUGACAUUAACAUGGUAAUAAAGCAGUGCCAGCAGUGUGCUCAGGCUGACAUUAACAUGGUGAUAAAGCAGUGCCAGCAGUGUGCCCAGGCUGACAUUAACAUGGUAAUAAAGCAGUGCCAGCAGUGUGCUCAGGCUGACAUUAACAUGGUGAUAAGGCAGUGCCAGCAGUGUGCCCAGGCUGAUAUUAACAUGGUAAUAAAGCAGUGCCAGCAGUGUGCUCAGGCUGACAUUAACAUGGUGAUAAAGCAGUGCCAGCAGUGUGCCCAGGCUGACAUUAACAUGGUAAUAAAGCAGUGCCAGCAGUGUGCUCAGGCUGACAUUAACAUGGUGAUAAGGCAGUGCCAGCAGUGUGCCCAGGCUGAUAUUAACAUGGUAAUAAAGCAGUGCCAGCAGUGUGCUCAGGCUGACAUUAACAUGGUGAUAAGGCAGUGCCAGCAGUGUGCCCAGGCUGACAUUAACAUGGUAAUAAAGCAGUGCCAGCAGUGUGCUCAGGCUGACAUUAACAUGGUAAUAAAGCAAUGCCAGCAGUGUGCUCAGGCUGACAUUAACAUGGUAAUAAAGCAGUGCCAGCAGUGUGCUCAGGCUGCACUCAGUGACCUCCCCCACCCGCCCAUGGUGAGUUAGGACUGUACAGACACACACAGAACACAUUGCUGACAGCGGGAGCACUGAUCCCGUGCACUGAGCCUAGGGGGCGCUCUUAUUCCCAAACAUUCACCGGACUCACCACUGCGCGUGCCCAGCGCGCGCUCCCGCCGUUGCAUAGCAACCGGACCCAACAUUGCGGAGUGCGGGAUCGGGCAGAGUGCGGCAGGUGAGCGGGGGGGGGGAGGAAUUAGUAAGGAGGGUCUCUGAAAUACAUGUCUGGCAUCGAGCCGAGCUAUGUAACGCAAUGUGUGCUUCCUUCUACCUUUAUAUAUAGCACGAACUGUGUUAUAUCGCCAUACUGUGUGUCCAUACAGUGUAUAUCGCCAUACUGUGUGUCCAUACAGUGUAUAUCGCUAUAUCGUGUGUUCAUACAGUGUAUAUCGCCAUACUGUGUGUCCAUACAGUGUAUAUCGCCAUACUGUGUGUUCAUACAGUGUAUAUCGCUAUAUCGUGUGUUCAUACAGUGUAUAUCGCUAUACUGUGCGUUCAUACAGUGUAUAUCGCUAUAUCGUGUGUUCAUACAGUGUAUAUCGCCAUACUGUGUGUCCAUACAGUGUAUAUCGCUAUAUCGUGUGUUCAUACAGUGUAUAUCGCCAUACUGUGUGUUCAUACAGUGUAUAUCGCCAUACUGUGUGUCCAUACAGUGUAUAUCGCUAUAUCGUGUGUUCAUACAGUGUAUAUCGCCAUACUGUGUGUUCAUACAGUGUAUAUCGCCAUACUGUGUGUUCAUACAGUGUAUAUCGCUAUACUGUGCGUUCAUACAGUGUAUAUCGCUAUAUCGUGUGUUCAUACAGUGUAUAUCGCCAUACUGUGUGUCCAUACAGUGUAUAUCGCUAUAUCGUGUGUUCAUACAGUGUAUAUCGCCAUACUGUGUGUUCAUACAGUGUAUAUCGCCAUACUGUGUGUCCAUACAGUGUAUAUCGCUAUAUCGUGUGUUCAUACAGUGUAUAUCGCCAUACUGUGUGUUCAUACAGUGUAUAUCGCCAUACUGUGUGUUCAUACAGUGUAUAUCGCUAUACUGUGCGUUCAUACAGUGUGUAUCGCCAUACUGUGUGUUCAUACAGUGUAUAUCGCUAUAUCGUGUGUUCAUACAGUGUAUAUCGCCAUACUGUGUGUUCAUACAGUGUAUAUCGCUAUACUGUGUGUUCAUACAGUGUAUAUCGCCAUACUGUGUGUUCAUACAGUGUAUAUCGCUAUACUGUGUGUUCAUACAGUGUAUAUCGCCAUACUGUGCGUUCAUACAGUGUGUAUCGCUAUACUGUGUGUUCAUACAGUGUAUAUCGCCAUACUGUGCGUUCAUACAGUGUGUAUCGCUAUACUGUGUGUUCAUACAGUGUAUAUCGCCAUACUGUGCGUUCAUACAGUGUAUAUCGCUAUACUGUGUGUUCAUACAGUGUAUAUCGCCAUACUGUGCGUUCAUACAGUGUGUAUCGCUAUACUGUGUGUUCAUACAGUGUAUAUCGCCAUACUGUGUGUUCAUACAGUGUGUAUCGCUAUACUGUGUGUUCAUACAGUGUAUAUCGCCAUACUGUGCGUUCAUACAGUGUGUAUCGCUAUACUGUGUGUUCAUACAGUGUAUAUCUCUAUACUGUGCGUUCAUACAGUGUAUAUCGCUAUACUGUGCGUUCAUACAGUGUAUAUCUCUAUACUGUGCGUUCAUACAGUUUAUAUCGCUAUACUGUGCGCUCAUACAGUGUAUAUCUCUAUACUGUGCGUUCAUACAGUGUAUAUCGCUAUACUGUGUGUUCAUACAGUGUAUAUGACUUUAAUAUGUGUUCAUACAGUGUAUAUCACUAUAAUAUGUGUUCAUACAGUGUAUAUCACUAUAAUGUGUGUUCAUACAGUGUAUAUCACUAUAAUUUGUGUUCAUACAGUGUAUAUCACUAUAAAAUGUGUUCAUACAGUGUAUAUCACUUUAAUAUGUGUUCAUACAGUGCAUAUCACUAUAAUAUGUGUUCAUACAGUGUAUAUCACUAUAAUAUGUGUUCAUACAGUGUAUAUCACUAUGUGUUCAUACAGUGUAUAUCACUAUGUGUUCAUACAGUGUAUAUCACUUUAAUGUGUGUUCAUACAGUGUAUAUCACUAUAAUAUGUGUUCAUACAGUGUAUAUCACUUUAAUGUGUGUUCAUACAGUGUAUAUCACUUUAAUGAGUGUUCAUACAGUGUAUAUGUCUUUAAAGUGUAUAUCACUUUAAUGUGUGUUCAUACAGUGGAUAUCACUUUAAUGAGUGUUCAUACAAUGUAUAUCACUUUAAUGUGUGUUCAUACAAUGUAUAUCACUUUAAUUUGUGUUCAUAUAGUGUAUAUCACUUUAAUGAGUGUUCAUAUAGUGUAUAUCAUUUUAAUGUGUGUUCAUUAGUGUAUAUCAUUUUAAUGUGUUCAUAAGUGUAUAUCACUUUAAUGAGUGUUCAUACAGUCACUUUCCCUGCACAGAUAACUUACACACAGUACAGCAAGUGUAAAAAGACUGUCUGUCUACCUGUCCAUCUUUCUGUCAUUCCCUGCCUACGUUAAAGGAACAGUAUAGUGUCAGGAACACAAACAUGUAUUCCUGACACUAUAGUUUUUAACUAUUUGGGUGUUUGCCCCUACCCUAGAGAUGUCACAAGGCAGCAAUGUAAACAUUGCCUGUUCUCUGAAAAGGCAAUAUUUACAUUCAAAUGCUUUCAGGGACAUGCUAUAGACACUAGAACCACUGCAUUAAGCUAUGGUGAUUCUGGUGACUAUAGCGUCCCUUUAACUGUGUGUCUCGCUGUCUGUCUCACUGUUCUGUUUGUACAACUAUCUAUAUUUAUUUUCUCUUGUGGAAAAGGCAAUGAUCCAUGAAUUUGACACAUUUUGCCUAUGUUUCUACCAUAAGUGAGUGCAGCCGAAAUCCGGAUCCAAAUUAUUCAAAUCUGGGCUCGGAUUUAAAAAAAUCUGAACUAGCAGCCAGCAGGCAAAUAGAUAAAAUCCCUCAGCGCUGCUAGAGUUAAUUAUGUGGUGACUGGUCAGUGCUUGCUAGCCAGCCGUCACCAGUUGCGGACUUAGCAGGCGGGCACUUCGGACAUUGUCCGAGGGCCCUGCUGAGGAAGGGGGCACGCCCCUCCAGUCACUGUGUGUGUGGCAUUAUCACACACACAACUAAAUUUACGCCAGCUGUUCGUGUCCGACACGCUAUAACUGCGGCGUCCUUGGGCCUGGUCCGCCCCUGGUUACCUGGUAGCAAAAGUGGGACACAGGGAGCUGAUGAUGAGUUUGGCCCAGCGAGUGGAGGUGUGUGACGUUAAUGUGCACCGCCUGCACAGGUCGCAACAAAGCGAAACAAAAAAUAUAAUAUUUCAAUAAUUAGGGGCCCAGUUAGACGGAGCAGCACUUUAUCACCAUGAAUGGGCCCCUGCUCUGUGCAAUGUUGCGGUGCUGCUUACCAACAAGCCGAGAAAGGAGGAAGCCAGGAUCUGAGGUGUUUGAGCCUGGACCAGACUCCCAUCACACUCAGCCAGAUGUCUCUGCACCCCAGGGAAACCACCCUCCUGCACAAAAAAUGUAUGGAAGCAGGGAGAGAUCUGCGUGUUAGUCUGUGUCUGUGUAUCUGUUUGUCUCUGUAUUUGUGUGUGUGUAUUUCUAUGUAUGUUAGUAUGUAUCUGUUUAUCUGUAUUUGAAUUAGUGUGUAUCUGUAUGUGUGAUAGUGUGUGCCUGUGUAUCUGUUUAUCUGUAUGUGUGUGUCUAUGUAUUUCUAUGUAUGUUAGUGUGUAUCUGUAUAUGUGUUAUUGUGUGUCUGUGUAAUAGUGUGUGCCUGUGUAUCUGUAUGUGUGUUAGUGUGUGUCUGUUUAUCUGUAUGUAUGUGUCUAUGUAUCUGUGUAUUAGUGUGUGUCUGUUUGUCUGUGUAUCUGUAUGUGUUUUAGUGUGUGUCUGUGUACAUCUGUUUUUAAAAAUUUAUUACUGGCAUUUAUAAAGUGCCAACAUAUUCCGCAGCCCUGUACAAUUGGGAAAGACAACACAAUAAGCACAGACCGACACAACAGAUAGAGGGCUCUGCCCGUGAGCUUAUAAUCUAAAGGUUAAAUGGAUACUCCAGGCACCCAGGCAUCUCAGCAGCCAAACUCCAACACUUCACACAAAUACACCCCUGCAUUCAAACAACAACACAACAUACAGAUACACUCCUACAUUCAAAGGUAAACACUAUACACUGCUUUCAAAUGUCAAUAGUACAUAAAAACACAUAAUACUGCACACAAAUAGACUCCUAUGUUCACACACACAUACUCUGUUCAAAAACAUGCUUACAUGCAAACAUACAGUGCUCAGUGCUAAUUAUAAUGCUGCAAGGAUGGGCAAAUGGUAGAUACCCAGCUGGCAAAGCAUUGUCGGGGUUGUAAGACAAGUGGGGAUCUACCUUUUUUUUUCCAUCCUUAAAGUGGGGGGCUCAACAAAAAUUCUUGCACCAAGGCCCUCUCUACUUAAGUUCCACCAUUGAGGGCCAUGUAGAUUAUCAACCUAAAAAAUGCUACAGAUUGAAAACAUUCAUAAAGCAACCAGGGGCAUAGAUAUUAAGGGCAAACUUAAAGGCACUCUACAGUUCUCAGAACAACUAUGGCUUAAUGUAGUUGUUCUGACCUGUCAGGGCCGUCUUUAACGCGGGGCAAACGGGGCAGCUGCCCCGGGCCCUGUCCCUGCUGGGGGGCCCGAGGUAACUGCCCUGUUUGCCCUCUGCCCGCAAACUAUGGGGGCCCAUCGGGUGGCCCAUGCACUUAGGGCCACCCGGUGGGCCUGUGUCAGCAGGGGCCCGGUCGGGCGCUGUGGCGCUUUAACAGCGCGACCGGGCCCUUGCUUUUCGGCAGCAGUGGGAGGAAGUGACAGCCGUGCGUCACUUCCUCCCACAGAAACUGGAGCCGCGCGGGAGGAAGGCGGACCAGCUGUUCCGGAGGGGGCCAGGCCGGGAGAGCUUAACUCCCAGCCACCCCAGCCAGCCCACUGGACCCCAGGGAAGCCACCCUCCAGGACAAGGUAAGAAACUGGAGGGUGGUUAUCAAAGUCUGUCAGUGUAUCUGUAUGUCUGGAUGUGUGUUUGUCUGUCAGUGUCUGUGUGGUUCAGUAUGUCUGUAUGUGUGUAUGUCUGUCAGUGUGUCAGUAUGUCUGUGUGUGAGUCUGUCAGUGUCUGUGGUUCAGUGUGUAUGUGUGUUUCAGUAUGGCUGUCUGUGUAUGUCAAAAUGUCUGGAUGUGUGUUUGUCAGUGUGGUUCAGUAUGUCUGUAUGUGUGUAUGUCUGUCAGUGUGUCAGUAUGUCUGUGUGUGAGUCUGUCAGUGUCUGUGGUUCAGUGUGUAUGUGUGUUUCAGUAUGGCUGUCUGUGUAUGUCAAAAUGUCUGGAUGUGUUUGUCUGUCAGUGUCUGUGGGUAUGUGUGUUUCAGCAUGUCUGUCUGUCUGUAUGUGUGUUUCAGCAUGUCUGUCUGUCUGUCUGUGUGCCAGAAUGUCUGUCUGUGCCAGUAUGUCUGUCAGUAUGUCUGUGUGUGAGUCUGUCAGUGUCUGUGGUUCAGUGUGUAUGUGUGUUUCAGUAUGGCUGUCUGUGUAUGUCAAAAUGUCUGGAUGUGUGUUUGUCAGUGUGGUUCAGUAUGUCUGUAUGUGUGUAUGUCUGUCAGUGUGUCAGUAUGUCUGUGUGUGAGUCUAUCAGUGUCUGUGGUUCAGUGUGUAUGUGUGUUUCAGUAUGGCUGUCUGUGUAUGUCAAAAUGUCUGGAUGUGUGUUUGUCUGUCAGUGUCUGUGUGUAUGUGUGUUUCAGCAUGUCUGUCUGUCUGUAUGUGUGUUUCAGCAUGUCUGUCUGUCUGUGUGCCAGUAUGUCUGUCGUGUGUCAGUAUGUCUGUGUGAGUCUGUCAGUGUCUGUGUGUUUCAGUAUGGCUGUCUGUGAGUUUCAAAAUGUCUGUAUGUGUGUAUAUCUGUCAGUGUCUGUGUGUUUCAGUCUGUCUGUGUGUGUGCCAGAAUGUGUGUAUGUCUGUCAGUAUGUCUAUGUGUGAGUCUGUCAGUGUGGUUCUGUAUGUCUGUGUUUGUCAAUAUGUCUGUCAGUGUCUGUGUGUAUGUGUGUUUCAGUAUGUCCGUCUGUCUGUGUGCCAGUACGUCUGUCAGUGUAUCUGUAUGUCUGUGUGUGUGAGAGUCCAUCAGUGUCUGUGUGGUUCAGUAUGUCUUUGUGUAUGUGUGUUUCAGUAUGGUUUUCUGUGUGUGAGUCUGUGUCAGUACGUCUGUCAGAAUGUGUCUCUGUAUCUGUAUGUUGUCCAUUUGUAUUUGUGUGUGUAUCUGUAUGUGUUAGUGUUUGUAUCUGUAUAUCUGCAUGUGUGUCAGGUUGUGUAUCUGUGUGUCUGUCUGUCUGUGUGUGUGUCGGUGUAUCUAUAAGUAGUCAGUGUGUGUACCUUUGUAUCUGCAUGUAUGUCAGUGUUUGUAUCUGUGUGUGUGUCAGUGUAUCUAUAUGUAGUCUGUGUGUAUCUGUAUGUUCUUGUGUGUUUCUAUAUGUGGUCAGUGUGUAUCUGCAUGUGUGUCAGGUAGUGUAUUUGUGUGUAUCUAGACGUAGUCAGGGGGCCCAAGUAAAUGCUCGCCCAGGGUCCAAUCUAAAUUAAAGACGGCCCUGUGACCUGUAUAGCAUGUCUCUGUAAACUUUUUCAUUUUUACGCUGCCUUUUCAGAGAAAACUAACAGUCACUCAGAUUUCCUCUAGAGAUGCUUCGUGGAUUAGUGCUGCAAACAUUUUGCAUUUAGAUGCUGGAAGCUCCACAUAGAGAUGCAUUGAUUUAGUUCAUGUCUAUGAGGAGAUGCUAACUGUCGCAGCACAGCGUUUUGUCGCAUAUGUGCAAUAGCCUCCCAAUGCUUUCCUAUGGAGAGAUUGUUACAUUUGAUAAUCUUAGCCAUGGAGGCAGAGCCAGCUGUAAAAGUAAAAUUACUUUUUAAUUGGAGUUAAGGGGGGGAUGGGGACCUUAAAUGUGUUCUUACAACUAUAGUGUCAGGAAUAAGGUUGUAUUCCUGACACUAUAGUGUUCAUUUAACAUCUUACACACCAUAUGCUUAUGCAACAAAUAUAGUAUUUCAUUUGCACUAAAGCUUUACUGUUAUAACAGCCCCUAUCCCCUAUGAAACCACUAACCACCCAACCCCCUCACUGCAUUCUCUAUCCCCCAAUUACAUCCCGUAUACUCACUACAGCCUUUCAUCCCUCACUACAACUUCUAUACCACCAGUACCGCCCCUACCACUCACUACAGCUAAUGUUCCCCUAUUAGAGCCCCUGUUCCCCACUACAGUCCCUAACCGCCACACUACAGUCUCUAUCCCCAAUUACAACCCCUAUACCACACAACCACUUUUCUCCACCCACUACAACCACUACAUCCUAUUAAAGCCCCUGUCGCCCAUUAGAGCCCUUUUCUCACCACUACAGUCCCAGUCUCUCACGCUACGGCUCCUGGUCCCCACUGCAGAUCCCACCACCCCACAUAACCUUUUCUGUAACUCAAGGAUGUAAAUGUGGGCAUGAUGUAUAUUUGUGUAGCUUGCAAGUUGGUGGGUGCAAAGGGGGCCCCAUGAUCUCCUACAGUCCAAGGUCCCCAUGAGUUGUCAGUCCACCACUGGCCAUCACAUUAAAUUUUUUUAAAUAAAUACAUUUUUAAAAACCAUAUGGUGUUCAAUAAGACCAUGAUAGGGUUUAAACCUCCCUAUAACUUCAUCUGCUAUGUAGCAGGUGGGGCUUUUCUGCGACAUAAAGUAAAUACUUUUGCCUGACUAAACCAGGCUUUUGUAUUUAAAGGUGCAUUAUAGCUAUGGUAGUCUGUGCGUAUGCCCUUUGGAUAUUGCUUAGGAGCACUAUACAUACUGUUUAGUUUAGGUCGCUGGACAGUGCAAAAGGGUUGACUUCCUUUACUGUCCCUCUGCAUAACUCAGAGGGCCUGAGUGUUUGGAGUUCAGACUGAGAAAUUUGACCACUAGAGUGGAGGUUAUCACAAAGAAGUAAGGCUGCACAUCUGGGCAAUUCUAAUAAUUGAAGAUUUCAAUUACCUGGGUAUUUACUGGGCCAGAGGGACUAGUGGAUGAAUUAGGGGACACUUUCAUGAAGCACCAACUAAAACAGAUGCUUGUCUAGACCUUGUAAUACUAAUCGUAGUUUCUCCCUGUAAUGGCACAAGUGAGCAAAAGCUUUUUGAGACCUGAACUGGGACUAACUGAAGGGCAAGCUGAGCCUUCUUUGAGCAUUUGGCCAUUCUCGAGGUUCUACUGUUCUCUGUUUGUGUUGCAUUGCAUUUACUUAGGGUCUCCCUAAGUCGAAAGGGUAAUCCAGACCUGGACGCCGUGCUGACUAUGUUUAGAGGGGUUUCAGAUACACCUCACUGAUAAGGCCCCAAAGAAUACCGAAACAGUUGUGUGAGGUUGCUGUAUCUCUGUGCAAAGUGAACUUGCUGGCAUUUUGGAUCUAAACUGCUGUUAUGAGCAGGAUCAGUCUGAUAUGCAAAUGGUAAAGGUUUUUUUCUGAAAUGGCACAAGAGAUCAAAAAAUAGGGCAAGCUAUUGAGGUUUCUCUGAAUGGUUACCCAUUCUCAGAGUUCUCAUAUUCUCUGUUUUUGCUGCACCAAAUAAUAUUGACCUAUUUUCAAACAUUCAGGUUAGCAAGCACUUAGAAAAUAGCAACCAUAAUAUGAUAUUUGAGAUCAACUCAGAAAAACAAAUCUAUAUAGGCUUUACAAAAACACUUAAUAUUAAAAAGGCUAAUUUCAAUAGAAUUAGAGCAUCGUUGCAACUAGCUGACUGGCAGGAACUAUUCACUCAGAAACGCACAGAGGAUUAAUGGAAAGCCUUUAAGCAAAUUCGACGAAAGCUUGUUUCUCUUCAUAUACCAUUAGGAAACAAAUAUGAAAUAAGUCAAAAUUAAAACCAAUAUGGCCUUAUAUAGGAGCCAGUCAAGUACCAAACAACAAAGGACAUUUAAAACCGGUAAAUCACGUAUGUCAAUAGAUUAUAGAAUUCUAUGAAAAAAUAAUAAAGCCAAUGGCGAUUGCAAAAGACCUAUUAGAUGGGCUAAACUAGAAAAUGAAAAACGCAUAGCCAAAACCCAACAACCCUCAAAAAUUGUACAUACAGUAAUGUAAAAAAAAUGUGUUGCAAUAUCAGGCUGUAUUAUCAGAAUCUGUAGGCAUUUUCUAAAAAGACCUGGAUUUUUGGGGGGGCAAAACACAAUACUGUAAUUAAGGAUACAUGUGAACAGGUUGUUGAUCUAAUGAGAAAUUUGAUUGCCAUUAAGUCAAGAAGGAUAUUUUUCCUUUAUUGUGGUAUAAAUGACUAUUGGUUCAAAUAUGGUAUUUCAUUGAUUUAGUUUUGCCUACUUUUGGAUCAACAGCAUAAAACACGUUUAAAGAUUGAACUUGAUGGAGUUGAGUGUUUUGUUAACCUAAAUUACUAUGUAAUUAUGUUACUGUUUAGUAGGUAUGUGAGGGAAGGUUCCCCUCCCCAAUAUUAAAGUCUACAUUUUACCCUAAAGAGCUGUUUUCACUAUACCUUGAUCCCCUCUUCCAGUCCUAAACAAUACCGCUCAAAAAGCCAGCCACCCAGUAGAGAUAACUCCCAUCCAGAAAUAAGGGAUAUAUCCUGAACUCUAGAUCGGCCUCAUUAAACUCUCAGUCGGAUCAGAACUCACCAGUAGCUGGACCAACCUUUAAAUGGGUGGUGCCUGUACACCCUAUUGACUGAGUGCUAUUUCUACCCAGCGUAGCAGAUAAUACGAGGUACUCAUGACAUAUACUGUUUGAGGGUUUACAGCCAACCGGUAACAUCAACACUCUUCUAAAGGCAGGAAGUGGAUGCUGAGCUCUAGACUGGCUGCAAGGAACUAUCAGCCAGGUUGGUACUCACAUGCGGUUGAUUUAACCUUCAACCAGGUGGUCACCUUGGAGAUUAUAUGUGCACUAUUUGGACUGAGGAUAGCAGGCAAUGCAAGCUAUCCAGGAAUUUAUAAUGUUUGGGGGUUACAUGCUGGAAGAGGGGUGUUUUGGGGUUACUGUUUAACGACGCAUUGAUGUCUGGUACUCAACAGGAGGAGAAUUGUAUUAGCUGCAACCUGCUUAUCAACCCAAACAGAGUGGUGCCAGGGUGGAAAUAUGCUAUUGUUUUGCUGAUCACUGUGUGGUAUAAAUGUGAGUGUUUUGUUCAGUAAAAUCUACUUGUUUUCACCCUUCAUCCAGUCUUGGCUGAUGUUUGAAACAGAAAAAGGUAUAUAGGUCGCGCUAAGGGGACAAGAAGGUAAAAUAAAUAGAAUAAAUAAAAGUAAUAAAAAAGUCCCAAAUAUAAAUAAACCUGUGUGGUUCUAGGAGAGUAUACAGUCCAAAUGGGUAUCUGAGUCUUCUUAUGUUGAGGAUGUCUUGAAAUGCUUGUCAAUACGUAGAUACAUAAAAAAAAAGAAGAAGAAGAGGAACUCCAAUAGUGUAGAAUGUCGAUAUAGUUUCCAGGUAUAGGUCUGUAAGUAGGUAAAUGACUCACCUUGGCGUGAGCAAAGAAACCUUGCUCAAGUGUUCUUAGCGUUCAGUGGCGUCAAUCCCCCACUGGUAGGAUAUAGGUGAUGGGGUCCUGGACAAUUCCUCGGUAUAUAAAAAAUGAGAGACGUAUAUAGUGCUCACUGAUGUUUGUAAAAACAAAUAAAAUAAGUAAAAUACUCACAUGUACAUGAGCAGGAAAUACUGCUCAGUAUGAUGGCGCAGGUGGUACAAUCCCCACCUUAGGAUUCUUGGAAGUUGACGUACUUCAAUCCAAAUUGAUGACCAGGUAAUUCAAAUUGAAAAUAACAAUAAAAAAAUAAAAGGAAUUAAAAGUAUAUAGGCAAAAAAUAAGGGCCAAUAUUCCUUUAUUAAAAUAUAAAUUAUCAAUAUAUAUAACAGACUUUGUAAUAGCCAAAACGCGUUUCACCACACAGGGCUUUAUCAAAUGGCAUUUAAAAGAGAGAAAAACCUGGUACACAAGCUACUUUUAUAAGCUAAAAAAUCAAUUAGGCAUUUGAAUUUUGGCGCCAAAUGACGUCACACUUACAGUAUGCAUAGUUUAAAAACAGUUUAAAAGUAAGAAAUUGAAAUGUGAAAGCAUUAUAUAAUGCAAUAUUAAGAUAAUUAUCAGUUUCAAAUAAUAAAACGAGCAUUUUUUAUAAUGUUAUACACUAGGAGAAAUGAUGUCAGUGAACAAAAUAUAUUCGCAAUUAGUAUGUAUACAAAAGUUAAAAUUGAUGAUAUAGGAACGUAUAUAAAAGUGAUAUGAAAAUGUCUGUGGGCUUGAAAUAGAAAAACGAGCAUUAUUAAAAAAAGUAAUAUAUAAUGAAACACGUGAUCGCGGCUAGACGCGAUCACGUGAUCGGAACUGGGUAUUGUGGGAAAUGUAUGCCAGAGAGUCGGGAGAUCGGCGCAAAAGUAUAUCGCCUGUCUCUCGACUAGAUAGUGCAGCAGAGGCAUAUAGGAGCUAGAUGAUUAGCCCUAUAUGUAAAUAAAGACCUAAUUGGUGAAGGGAGAGGGGGAGAAAAGAAAAAGGGGAAGAAACAAAAGAGGGGUUUAUAGCAGGAAAUAUCCUGCAUAAAUCUAAGGAAAAAAGAAAAAGAUAAUAAUGAAAAGAAUAUAUAUAAAUAAAGAAUAUAUAUAAAAGUGAAUAAGGGUAAGUAUAGAAAAAAAUGAAAAAGAAAUAAUAAUAAAAGUUAAAAAAAAAAAAAAAAAAAAAAAAAAAAAAAAAAAAAAAAAAAAAAAAAAAAAAAAAAAAAAAAAAAAAAAAAAAAAAAAAAAAAGUAAUGAGUAAAAAUAAAAGAUAAGAAUAAAUAUAAAUAAUAAUAAUAAAAAUAAAUAUAAAAAUAAAAUGAAAAUAAAAAUGAAAAUAGAAAUAAAUAAUAAUAGAGAGUAUAGUAUAAUAAAAAAAAAAAAAAAUUAUUAUAAAAAGUUGAAAAGGUCAAAUUCAACAUUUAAGCCUUGAGGUGAUAGGGUUUUUAAUUGAAAAACCCAAUUCAUCUCUCUUUUCCCCAAAAUAUUUUUCAUAUCCCCUCCUCUCCAUGGCAUGGAAACUUUUUCUAUCCCAGUAACUUUAAGAGCACUUGGGUCUUUAUUGUGCAAUAAAAAGUGCUUGGACACUGAAUGGUUAUCAUAUCCUUUUUUGAUAUUACAGCAAUGUUCUGCCAGUCUGAUCUUUAAACACCUUGUUGUCAUACCAACAUAUUGAAAACCACAUGGACAUUCUAAUAAAUAGAUAACAUUCUUGGUAUUGCAUCCUAUGAAGUCCUUAAUCGGGUACAUAGUUUUGGUGAUGGUGGAGGAGAAAUGAGUCGUUUUAGUAUUGGUAUUGGGAUUUGUGGAUCUGCAUACGAUGCAUUUGUUACAUUUAAAAAAAACUUUUGGUUUUGACAGAAAGGUCUCCUUUGAUGAAGUAAUUUUAGUAUAAUUUUUCGUUAGAAUUUUCUUAAAAUUUGGGGCCCCUCUAAAAAUCACAUUUGGUUUGUCAGGGAUAUAGUCUUUUAAAAGGUCGUCCUGUUUAAGAAUGUGCCAAUGUUUAUUAAUGAUUUUUUUUAUAUCUUUAUUUUUUUUAUUAAAGUCUAAGAUAAUAGGCAAUUUUGGGGGGUCUUCCUUUUUAGCUUUGUAUGCUAAAAGGUCCUUUCUUUCUUUUGUACUGACUUCUUUUAAUGCUGCAUUCAAUUUUUCUGGUUCAUAGUUUUUAUCUAAAAAUUUGCUAUUCAAUGAGGUAGAUUGGAUUUUAAAAUCAUUUGAUAGAGAACAAUUACGAUGAAGGCGAAGAAAUUGACUUUUCGGAAUCCCAUCUAACCAGGGUUUAUAAUGACAGCUUGUAUGGUCUAUAAUAGUAUUAGUACAUACUUCUUUAAAAAAAGUCUUGGUUUGAAUAUUUCCUUCAUGAAUAAAAAUGUUGAGAUCCAAAAAAUCAAUGGAUACCUUACUAUAAUUUGAGGUUAAAAUUAUACUUUUAUCAUUGUUGUUUAAAAAUUCUAAAAACAGUUUAAGAGAGGUCUCUGAACCUUGCCAAAUAAAAAAUAAAUCGUCUAUAUAGCGAAAGUAUGCGAUCAGGUUUGCCCGCCAGCUAUGAUCACCCCAAAUGGCUGAAGACUCCCAAUCAGCCAUAAAGAGGUUAGCAUAGCUAGGGGCAAACCUGGUUCCCAUGGCUGUACCUUUUUUUUGGAUAUAAAAAGAAUCAUAAAACCAAAAAUAAUUGUUGGUUAAAAUCAUGUGAAUACCCUCUAAAAUAAAAUUUAUUUGUGAGACUGGAAUCGAAGUUUGGUUUUUUAAAAUUUUUUCAACUGACUCACAUCCUAAGGUGUGGGGAAUAAUAGUAUAUAAAGAUUGGACGUCGCACGUAACUAAAAUAUAAUCUUGACACCAUAUAAAAUCUUUUAAAAAGGAUAAAAGGGUCAUCGAGUCUUUGAGAUAAGAUCUCAUUAAUUUUACUGAAGGCUGUAAUAAAAUAUCUAUAUAUUCUGAGAGAUUGGAUAAAACAGAGUUAAUCCCUGAUACAAUUGGUCUCCCAGGGGGUUUGGUCAUAUUUUUAUGAAUUUUGGGGAGAAAAUAAAUGACCGGUAUCUUGGGAUAGGGAAUGUUUAAAUAAUUAAAUUCUUGUUUGCUUAGGAUGUUUAGAUCAAGUCCCUUAGUUAGAAAAUCUUUUAAAGUAGUUUUAAUUUUUGAAGUUGGGUCGUAUGGUAACUUGUCAUAUACUUCACGAUCAUUGAGUUGACGAUUGGCUUCUUCAAUGUAUGAUAGUUUAGACAAGAUAACCAGACCUCCACCUUUAUCCGCAGGUUUAAUGACGAUAUCUUCGUCAUUUUGAAGUUCUUUAAUUGCUUUGCGUUCAUUUUGUGUUAAAUUCUGAUGAUCAUAUUUAUUGUGCUUUAUUUUCUCAAAGUCUUUUAAGACUAAUUUUUCAAAGACCUCUAUUGGACCCGAUUUAAAAUGUGAGGGAUAAAACUUAGAGGGGUUUUUUAAAUCUGUAUGGAUUGUAGGAUCAACUGUUUGGAUAUUAAUAGAUUGAUUUUGAGGUGCUAGAUUGGUUGUAGAGGUAUUUUGAGUAAAAAAUCUUUUGAUAGUGGCUUUCCUCACAAAUUUGUUUAUAUCUAAAAAAGCUUGGAAGGGAUUAAAAGAGUUUGUAGGAGCAUACUUUAGACCUUUGCUUAAAACUUGGAUCUGUGUAGAUGUUAAAACUUUUUGCGAAAGGUUAAAAAUUCCUAGUUUUUUUUCAUCACAGUUUUGUAUUAUUGUUGUCUCUCUUUUCUUUCUCUUUUGUAAUCUUCCGCCACUUCUCCUUCCUCUAUACUUAAGCUUCGUUUUCUUGUUCUGGGGAGGUACGGAGUUUGUGUAUGAGGUAGGUUUUGUGUACGGAUGUCUAAAAAAUUCUCUUCAAUUUCGGAAUCAAUAGACAGUAACUGAUAUCUGUUAUUAUGAGUGUAGUUGGGUGGUGAUUUCGGGGGGUCGGGAUAUUUAUGCCCAAACCUGGAUCUUUGUGGUCUAGGGGUUAGAGGUUGUGAAUGGUUGGGCUUUCUUGUGGUAGUGUAGUGAGGGAAAUUUUGGUAAUCUGGUGAGUUGUGAUGAUUAUUCAUAUUAUGGAUAGGUUUUCUAUAAGUAUGUGAUGAUCUUUGUUUAUUAUAUAGUGAAUUAUUUCUUUCAUAUUCAUUUGGGUGAUUGCCGGUAGAACUGUAUUUCUUUUGAGGAUAAUAAUUGACUUGACGGUGACGGUGCAUAACCUCUAACCCCUAGACCACAAAGAUCCAGGUUUGGGCAUAAAUAUCCCGACCCCCCGAAAUCACCACCCAACUACACUCAUAAUAACAGAUAUCAGUUACUGUCUAUUGAUUCCGAAAUUGAAGAGAAUUUUUUAGACAUCCGUACACAAAACCUACCUCAUACACAAACUCCGUACCUCCCCAGAACAAGAAAACGAAGCUUAAGUAUAGAGGAAGGAGAAGUGGCGGAAGAUUACAAAAGAGAAAGAAAAGAGAGACAACAAUAAUACAAAACUGUGAUGAAAAAAAACUAGGAAUUUUUAACCUUUCGCAAAAAGUUUUAACAUCUACACAGAUCCAAGUUUUAAGCAAAGGUCUAAAGUAUGCUCCUACAAACUCUUUUAAUCCCUUCCAAGCUUUUUUAGAUAUAAACAAAUUUGUGAGGAAAGCCACUAUCAAAAGAUUUUUUACUCAAAAUACCUCUACAACCAAUCUAGCACCUCAAAAUCAAUCUAUUAAUAUCCAAACAGUUGAUCCUACAAUCCAUACAGAUUUAAAAAACCCCUCUAAGUUUUAUCCCUCACAUUUUAAAUCGGGUCCAAUAGAGGUCUUUGAAAAAUUAGUCUUAAAAGACUUUGAGAAAAUAAAGCACAAUAAAUAUGAUCAUCAGAAUUUAACACAAAAUGAACGCAAAGCAAUUAAAGAACUUCAAAAUGACGAAGAUAUCGUCAUUAAACCUGCGGAUAAAGGUGGAGGUCUGGUUAUCUUGUCUAAACUAUCAUACAUUGAAGAAGCCAAUCGUCAACUCAAUGAUCGUGAAGUAUAUGACAAGUUACCAUACGACCCAACUUCAAAAAUUAAAACUACUUUAAAAGAUUUUCUAACUAAGGGACUUGAUCUAAACAUCCUAAGCAAACAAGAAUUUAAUUAUUUAAACAUUCCCUAUCCCAAGAUACCGGUCAUUUAUUUUCUCCCCAAAAUUCAUAAAAAUAUGACCAAACCCCCUGGGAGACCAAUUGUAUCAGGGAUUAACUCUGUUUUAUCCAAUCUCUCAGAAUAUAUAGAUAUUUUAUUACAGCCUUCAGUAAAAUUAAUGAGAUCUUAUCUCAAAGACUCGAUGACCCUUUUAUCCUUUUUAAAAGAUUUUAUAUGGUGUCAAGAUUAUAUUUUAGUUACGUGCGACGUCCAAUCUUUAUAUACUAUUAUUCCCCACACCUUAGGAUGUGAGUCAGUUGAAAAAAUUUUAAAAAACCAAACUUCGAUUCCAGUCUCACAAAUAAAUUUUAUUUUAGAGGGUAUUCACAUGAUUUUAACCAACAAUUAUUUUUGGUUUUAUGAUUCUUUUUAUAUCCAAAAAAAAGGUACAGCCAUGGGAACCAGGUUUGCCCCUAGCUAUGCUAACCUCUUUAUGGCUGAUUGGGAGUCUUCAGCCAUUUGGGGUGAUCAUAGCUGGCGGGCAAACCUGAUCGCAUACUUUCGCUAUAUAGACGAUUUAUUUUUUAUUUGGCAAGGUUCAGAGACCUCUCUUAAACUGUUUUUAGAAUUUUUAAACAACAAUGAUAAAAGUAUAAUUUUAACCUCAAAUUAUAGUAAGGUAUCCAUUGAUUUUUUGGAUCUCAACAUUUUUAUUCAUGAAGGAAAUAUUCAAACCAAGACUUUUUUUAAAGAAGUAUGUACUAAUACUAUUAUAGACCAUACAAGCUGUCAUUAUAAACCCUGGUUAGAUGGGAUUCCGAAAAGUCAAUUUCUUCGCCUUCAUCGUAAUUGUUCUCUAUCAAAUGAUUUUAAAAUCCAAUCUACCUCAUUGAAUAGCAAAUUUUUAGAUAAAAACUAUGAACCAGAAAAAUUGAAUGCAGCAUUAAAAGAAGUCAGUACAAAAGAAAGAAAGGACCUUUUAGCAUACAAAGCUAAAAAGGAAGACCCCCCAAAAUUGCCUAUUAUCUUAGACUUUAAUAAAAAAAAAUAAAGAUAUAAAAAAAAUCAUUAAUAAACAUUGGCACAUUCUUAAACAGGACGACCUUUUAAAAGACUAUAUCCCUGACAAACCAAAUGUGAUUUUUAGAGGGGCCCCAAAUUUUAAGAAAAUUCUAACGAAAAAUUAUACUAAAAUUACUUCAUCAAAGGAGACCUUUCUGUCAAAACCAAAAGGUUUUUUUAAAUGUAACAAAUGCAUCGUAUGCAGAUCCACAAAUCCCAAUACCAAUACUAAAACGACUCAUUUCUCCUCCACCAUCACCAAAACUAUGUACCCGAUUAAGGACUUCAUAGGAUGCAAUACCAAGAAUGUUAUCUAUUUAUUAGAAUGUCCAUGUGGUUUUCAAUAUGUUGGUAUGACAACAAGGUGUUUAAAGAUCAGACUGGCAGAACAUUGCCGUAAUAUCAAAAAAGGAUAUGAUAACCAUUCAGUGUCCAAGCACUUUUUAUUGCACAAUAAAGACCCAAGUGCUCUUAAAGUUACUGGGAUAGAAAAAGUUUCCAUGCCAUGGAGAGGAGGGGAUAUGAAAAAUAUUUUGGGGAAAAGAGAGAUGAAUUGGGUUUUUCAAUUAAAAACCCUAUCACCUCAAGGCUUAAAUGUUGAAUUUGACCUUUUCAACUUUUUAUAAUAAUUUUUUUUUUUUUUUAUUAUACUAUACUCUCUAUUAUUAUUUAUUUCUAUUUUCAUUUUUAUUUUCAUUUUAUUUUUAUUUUUAUUAUUAUUAUUUAUAUUUAUUCUUAUCUUUAUUUUUAUUCAUUACUUUUUUUUUUUUAUUUGUGUAGUUUUAUUUUUAUUUUAUUUUCUAUUUCUAUUUUUAUUUUAUUCUUAUUUUUAUUUUUAUUUUCAACUUUUAUUAUUAUUUCUUUUUCAUUUUUUUCUAUACUUACCCUUAUUCACUUUUAUAUACUUUAUUUAUAUAUAUAUUUUUUUUAUUAUCUUUUUCUUUUUUCCUUAGAUUUAUGCAGGAUAUUUCCUGCUAUAAACCCCUCUUUUGUUUCUUCCCCUUUUUCUUUUCUCCCCCUCUCCCUUCACCAAUUAGGUCUUUAUUUACAUGUAGGGCUAAUCAUCUAGCUCCUAUAUGCCUCUGCUGCACUAUCUAGUCGAGAGACAGGCGAUAUACUUUUGCGCCGAUCUCCCGACUCUCUGGCAUACAUUUCCCACAAUACCCAGUUCCGAUCACGUGAUCGCGUCUAGCCGCGAUCACGUGUUUCAUUAUAUAUUACUUUUUUUAAUAAUGCUCGUUUUUCUAUUUCAAGCCCACAGACAUUUUCAUAUCACUUUUAUAUACGUUCCUAUAUCAUCAAUUUUAACUUUUGUAUACAUACUAAUUGCGAAUAUAUUUUGUUCACUGACAUCAUUUCUCCUAGUGUAUAACAUUAUAAAAAAUGCUCGUUUUAUUAUUUGAAACUGAUAAUUAUCUUAAUAUUGCAUUAUAUAAUGCUUUCACAUUUCAAUUUCUUACUUUUAAACUGUUUUUAAACUAUGCAUACUGUAAGUGUGACGUCAUUUUGGCGCCAAAAUUCAAAUGCCUAAUUGAUUUUUUAGCUUAUAAAAGUAGCUUGUGUACCAGGUUUUUCUCUCUUUUAAAUGCCAUUUGAUAAAGCCCUGUGUGGUGAAACGCGUUUUGGCUAUUACAAAGUCUGUUAUAUAUAUUGAUAAUUUAUAUUUUAAUAAAGGAAUAUUGGCCCUUAUUUUUUGCCUAUAUACUUUUAAUUCCUUUUAUUUUUUUAUUGUUAUUUUCAAUUUGAAUUACCUGGUCAUCAAUUUGGAUUGAAGUACGUCAACUUCCAAGAAUCCUAAGGUGGGGAUUGUACCACCUGCGCCAUCAUACUGAGCAGUAUUUCCUGCUCAUGUACAUGUGAGUAUUUUACUUAUUUUAUUUGUUUUUACAAACAUCAGUGAGCACUAUAUACGUCUCUCAUUUUUUAUAUACCGAGGAAUUGUCCAGGACCCCAUCACCUAUAUCCUACCAGUGGGGGAUUGACGCCACUGAACGCUAAGAACACUUGAGCAAGGUUUCUUUGCUCACGCCAAGGUGAGUCAUUUACCUACUUACAGACCUAUACCUGGAAACUAUAUCGACAUUCUACACUAUUGGAGUUCCUCUUCUUCUUCUUUUUUUUUAUGUAUCUACGUAUUGACAAGCAUUUCAAGACAUCCUCAACAUAAGAAGACUCAGAUACCCAUUUGGACUGUAUACUCUCCUAGAACCACACAGGUUUAUUUAUAUUUGGGACUUUUUUAUUACUUUUAUUUAUUCUAUUUAUUUUACCUUCUUGUCCCCUUAGCGCGACCUAUAUACCUUUUUCUGUUUGUUCCAUUCCAUGUGAGGUUAUUUGAGGGACCUCAUUCCUAUAGGUUGCUGCUUUUACUUUUUGUUUUUAGUUUCUCUUAGAUUGUUUAGCGCUGAACCAUUACCUUUUUGUUGGCUGAUGUUUGAGCUGCUAUAAUCACUGAAGCUAUGUUGCGGGAAAAGAAGGGUGAUUGACAGAGGAACUCAGUCCGAGUACUGAGUAUUUUGGUUAGUGAAGACUAAUCUUGUCACAUAAACUUCUGCCCAGUACGGGUUCAUGGAUGAGACGUUUAUCCCUCAUCUGCUGUCCGAGUCAUCACUUAGAAUUAUUGGAACUGCUCUAUAAACAGUUAGUAGCCAUACCACACCUGCCAUCAGUGUACAAAAAACCCCAAUACAUGGUUUAGUGAACUUACCUGUUGUAAUUGGUAGAGCUUGCAAACUGCCCAUGCAGAGUCUGUAUCUCGGCUUUAACGAGGAAGGCGAGUGAGUCUCUCCUGCUACACUCACAAUAGGUAAAACUAAUGUAAGGCUACCUUAAACUUAGUGAGUGUUCCAGAUUCUUGAUUGACAGCCCUGUAUAGCAUCAACAAUUUUUACAAAAUGGAGUAAUGCUAAGUGGUUAUGGUGAUUCAGUUGGCCCUUUGAUAUAUAACCCAAUCCUGCUAAUACAUUAACCGGUGUUAAUUUAAAUGUAUCUUUUUUUUGUAGAGAACAUUGACUUGACCAGUUUAUUUUCACCCUAUUGACUAGAAAUAUUUUCUCUUGGCUACUAAAUCAGUUGUAUAUUUCCCAUUCAAAAGAUGGAUGUUAAAACCUAUCUAUGUAAAAUGGAAUAGUAUUUUAUGAUUUCCAUAACUGGGAUACACUAGCAAAUCAACAACACGUAGAAACUGUUAAAUACAAAUUGUUACAAAUGCAAAUUGUAGACAAUGUCAAAUACCAAGUACGUAGGCCACACGUAGAUAUUUUAUAUUUCUGGAUAAGCCUUUCAAAUGAUUUGUCUACAGAAGUGAACUUUAAAGUCAAUGGGAAUUUUUGUAGAUAAAUAGUUAUAAAAGUUUAUCCAAAAAUAUUAAAUCAUUUGAAAAGCUUAUCCAAAAAUAUUAAAUCACGGCUCUAAGCUUUUCAAAUGAUUGAAUACAUUAGACAAACUUUCCAAUAGUCACUAUUAAAGUCAAUGGGAAUUUUUGUAGAUAAAUCAGAAAGUUUUUCCAACAGAAUUGAAUUAUUUAGACAGCUUAUUAAAUUGAGGCAAAGGCUUUGAUUUAAUUUGUUUGAAUCACAACCAAAGAUUAUUCUAUUCUGGCAGAUUUUUUUUUUCAAAUGAUUUAGAUAAAUUGUAGAAAAUUUAUUUGAAAAGUUUUUCUAACAGAAUGGAAUAAUGUAUGAUUCUUCGUCAAACAAAUUAAAUCGGGGCCUCAAUGCUUGCAAUAAAGCAAAAUGUCUCGAUGUACUAUGUGUGCAUGAAAUUUCUCAUUAUGCACUCACAAACAUGUUUAAUGGUAUGCUGUUAUUGUCAUGUCAUUUCAAGCUUGUAAUAACUAAAUUGCCAGUAAUUGAACAGGGGAUUUGGGUCGACAUUACCUGAAUAUAAAAGAGCAAAUACCAGUGAGGAAACCAAGAAAACUAAUCCGAUAAUAUUCACAAUUUUCUAUCUCCAGCAGUCCUCUUAUCUUAAGCAGUGCGAACCACACACAUUUCAUUUGGCCAAAGGAAACAUUAUCGCAAGUCGUCAAACAUAGUGUACGCCAACCCAUGUGAGUUUAUUUUAAUAUUGCUAAACACUUACUGCAUAAUAACUGAUGACAUUAUAAUGGUUUCAUAUUUUUUUAUCUAUAUAUAUAUAAAUAAAAAAUUUUUUUUUUUAUUUUUUUAUAAUUCUUUAUUUUUUAAGUGCAUGUGAAAUAUCGUUUGCAGGGUAUAACAUGACAUUAAUAGGCAAUGCAAGAAAGCAGUUUGCGUAUACAAAACAUGUGGAUAAAGAUGCACCAUUUUUGUGGUUCAGGCAAUAGGUAAAAGGGUCUGACCUGAGUCAGACCUUGCAUAAAAACAACAAUAUUAAACGUUUGGUUUGCAUGUCCGGCAGGGUGCUUGUUGUGAUGAUAUAGUGUGCUAGCAUGCGCAAAAUCAGGCAUAAAUACUGUUUUUGCUGAGGCUAUUGUUAUUAUUGACGGAGUUACGUGUCUGUCUAGGGAGUGCUUUUCGGGUACCCUUGUGCAUGUUAGGGACGGCACCCUUCGACCUGUGCUUAUCUUGAUGCCGAGCCUGCAAUGUAGCCAGGUGGAAGUGAACUGUACCUGAGGUUGUCUGAGCUGAAUCCGAUCGGGUGUAGGCAGUUUGGUCGCUGCUAAGUGUGGUCAUGUAGCUUGAUGUGGGUUUAAGUAUAUGGGUGUGCGUGGUAGUGUGUGUCUCCGUCUUUUAAUCAGCCUCGCCUGUCGGGCCUAGGUUAUAGAUGAUAGUGUUGUUGCUUCAAGGGGAGCUUGGGCCGGUUGUGGCUGUUAGUGGCCCUAGCCAAGGGGGCUGGGGGGUUGUGGUGGGUGUAGAGCCCUACCCCUGCAUCCCUAUCUCAUGAAGCAUUGCCCCUCCAUUCAAAGCCUCAUAGGGAGGGUCAGUAUAUCCCUAGCUCUGCACAUGGGGGGUAUGUAGGUUGCGGUAGCCUUGUCUAGCCAGCUGGAGAACAGAAACCAAAGAAAACUGUUUAAACUUAGGUAAAACUGUGUGUUAUGAGUACAGUCCCUUGUUGCCUGCUGCUCGUUGGGGUCCGAGCUUAGUCAUGCUCGUGGAGUGGUCCAGUGGUAUGUAACUCCUGCGGUUCUCAGUUGGCUCGUGGUUGGGUAGAGCAUUUUGCGCCAUUGCAGGGUGGACCUCGACAGGUCUUGGUAGAAGGACAGGUCAGCACCCUCAAAUGUGUAUGGUGUUUGGUUUCGUAUAGCUGAGAGGAGUGCUUUUUUGUCUUGAGCCAGGGCGCAGCGAACUGAUAUCACUCACGGCACUUGCUGGGACCCUAGGUGAUUUUGGUAGGCGGAACAUGCCAUCAAAAGCGAGUUUUUUUAGCGUGUGUUGGCGGUAAUAGGGAGGCUGUUAGUCGUCUCAGGUAGUGGGGCAUUUUGUCCAUGGUGACGGACUCAGGUACCCCUUUUAUCUUCAGGUUAUUACGCCUGGAACGGUCCUCCAGCGUAGCAAACUUAGUGGAAAAUGCUUGCUGGGUUUUGUGGACAUUUUGCAGGGAGUCUUGUACAGUUAUCAUUUCCCGCCUCAUAUCUAUGAUGUCCUCUUCUGUGGCUCUCACCCUGUCUGUAACCACCUGUAAGUCAGCCUGAAUGACUGCUAUGUCAGUUGCUAGCUUCUGGCGAAAUUCGGUGAAGAGAUUUUUAAUAUCAUGCUUGGUGGCCAGAGCUGAUAUAUCAGGUAAGGCUGCAGCUGUGUGUUCUGGUGUUUGUGGCAGGGUUUGUGCUUGAGGGUAGUCAGGCGUUUGGGUCUGAGGGUCUGCUAGGGCCUGCUGGUUGGCUGGGGCCGCCAUUUUGGGCAAGGUUUGGUGCUGUACUAGGGCCCCUGUGUCUUGGGAUUCGCUUUAGGUACCUGAGAGAGGUUUCUGUGAGCGUCUUCCUAUGAUUGAGGGCUUAUCUGCAGGUAAGUGGGUGUCUGUGCUCCAGUUGUGCUGGAGGGAGAUGUGCCUCAGGAAAUCCUCCAGGCGUGUAGCGUGAUGGUAGGCCGCAGGCUUCUUCCGUCGCCGGUUCUGUCCAGAACCAGCAAAGAACGUCAUGUGCCAAUACUGGGAGACACCGGGAUGUAGAUGAUGGUGUGGGAAAUGGUGGAUGGGCAGUUUAUCCGAGGAUAUCCGUCGGAUUGAGCAGACCACCGUCGGAGCUCCCGAAAAUGGUGUCCGCUCCGUUCCGCGGUUAAGCCCCACUCCCCUAUUAUUAUUUGUUUAAUAAAGUUAAUAGUACAGGGAGUGCAGAAUUAUUAGGCAAGUUGUAUUUUUGAGGAUUAAUUUUAUUAUUGAACAACAACCAUGUUCUCAAUGAACCCAAAAAACUCAUAAAUAUCAAAGCUGAAUAUUUUUGGAAGUAGUUUUUAGUUUGUUUUUAGUUAUAGCUAUGUUAGGGGGAUAUCUGUGUGUGCAGGUGACUAUUACUGUGCAUAAUUAUUAGGCAACUUAACAAAAAACAAAUAUAUACCCAUUUCAAUUAUUUAUUAUUACCAGUGAAACCAAUAUAACAUCUCAACAUUCACAAAUAUACAUUUCUGACAUUCAAAAACAAAACAAAAACAAAUCAGUGACCAAUAUAGCCACCUUUCUUUGCAAGGACACUCAAAAGCCUGCCAUCCAUGGAUUCUGUCAGUGUUUUGAUCUGUUCACCAUCAACAUUGCGUGCAGCAGCAACCACAGCCUCCCAGACACUGUUCAGAGAUGUGUACUGUUUUCCCUCCUUGUAAAUCUCACAUUUGAUGAUGGACCACAGGUUCUCAAUGGGGUUCAGAUCAGGUGAACAAGGAGGCCAUGUCAUUAGAUUUUCUUCUUUUAUACCCUUUCUUGCCAGCCACGCUGUGGAGUACUUGGACGCGUGUGAUGGAGCAUUGUCCUGCAUGAAAAUCAUGUUUUUCUUGAAGGAUGCAGACUUCUUCCUGUACCACUGCUUGAAGAAGGUGUCUUCCAGGAACUGGCAGUAGGACUGGGAGUUGAGCUUGACUCCAUCCUCAACCCGAAAAGGCCCCACAAGCUCAUCUUUGAUGAUACCAGCCCAAACCAGUACUCCACCUCCACCUUGCUGGCGUCUGAGUCGGACUGGAGCUCUCUGCCCUUUACCAAUCCAGCCACGGGCCCAUCCAUCUGGCCCAUCAAGACUCACUCUCAUUUCAUCAGUCCAUAAAACCUUAGAAAAAUCAGUCUUGAGAUAUUUCUUGGCCCAGUCUUGACGUUUCAGCUUGUGUGUCUUGUUCAGUGGUGGUCGCCUUUCAGCCUUUCUUACCUUGGCCAUGUCUCUGAGUAUUGCACACCUUGUGCUUUUGGGCACUCCAGUGAUGUUGCAGCUCUGAAAUAUGGCCAAACUGGUGGCAAGUGGCAUCGUGGCAGCUGCACGCUUGACUUUUCUCAGUUCAUGGGCAGUUAUUUUGCGCCUUGGUUUUUCCACACGCUUCUUGCGACCCUGUUGACUAUUUUGAAUGAAACGCUUGAUUGUUCGAUGAUCACGCUUCAGAAGCUUUGCAAUUUUAAGAGUGCUGCAUCCCUCUGCAAGAUAUCUCACUAUUUUUGACUUUUCUGAGCCUGUCAAGUCCUUCUUUUGACCCAUUUUGCCAAAGGAAAGGAAGUUGCCUAAUAAUUAUGCACACCUGAUAUAGGGUGUUGAUGUCAUUAGACCACACCCCUUCUCAUUACAGAGAUGCACAUCACCUAAUAUGCUUAAUUGGUAGUAGGCUUUCGAGCCUAUACAGCUUGGAGUAAGACAACAUGCAUAAAGAGGAUGAUGUGGUCAAAAUACUCAUUUGCCUAAUAAUUCUGCACUCCCUGUAUGUGUAACUAUUAUUCUUUUAUUUUAUCUUUUUCCAUGGUGAUUGCACUAUGUACUCCGAUUGGGUGUUAAAAAACACUGCGGCGUCAAUCUCUCCCACAGGAAGAAUAGCCAAGAAUCAGUGUUUCCUUACAUUUUGGUCUGACCCCAAUUUACAGUACUUCUCCUGGGUCUAUAAAGUAUAUAGUUUUAUUUAAAAAAAAAAACAAAAAAACACUUUAUGAUAUAUUUCUUUUUGAGAAUUUAUUUAUCCCCUUUGAAUGAACUCAGAAAGGCUGCCAAAGUUUACAGCAAAUGUACGAAUUCUCUAAAUCCACAUGGAAUAAUUACCUUCCGUUCUUUAACAAUAAUUCUUGUCAUUGUGCUAUUCCAACGUGAGGCUAGAGGUCAAAGUACAAUUACUUUGGAUGGUAGGCGACUUCUUUAAAAAGCUUACUUAUUUAUCAAACACAUUACUCUUUAAUAAAUAUGCCAAAAAAAGUUUAUUAUAAAUUAAAUAACUUGAGUAUUAAUCUAGUGCACCAGUGAUUUUCCUUUCUGUUACCUUAUUAACUAAGACAUGGGUGUCCAACCUUUUGCUUCCCUGGGUCAUAUUGAGCACAGAGGAAUUGUCUUGGGCCGCACAUAACAUUUAUAAUUUAUUUAUAUAAUAAAACUUCAAAAGCCCUUUUCUUAAUUUAGUUUAAUAUAUGACUCCCUAAUUUGUUAUCCUUAUGUGGGAUUGCCAUAUUUAAGGAUACCAAAUUAGGGAGCUAUCUACUAAACACAUAUACAUGUAUAUGCAUAUGCACACAUAACCAGAUGUACACACACACACACAAUCACAAACCUAUACAGACAAUCACAGACCCACACACAUACAAUCUCACACCUAUACACACAAUCGCAUACAUACACACACAAUCACAGAUCCACACACAUAAUCACUGACUUACACAAACACAGUCACAGACAUACACACAGACCUCCCCACACACACACACAAUCAAUGACAAAAUAUACACAAAAAAUAUAUUCAGACACAUUUAGUACUUAAGAGGUCCACCCAGCCUCCUAUCUUGUUCUGGGAUGGCUGGAAUGGAUCCUCUGUCCCUGGUGGCUAGUGGUUGCUGCUGGCCUGGAAUGUCUGUGCUCUUCCUACGAAUACCCCCACUAGUGAUGCCGAUGCUGGGAUGGCAAGCUUUCCAGGAGGAAUACAGUAUGUAAAGGGCUCCCUGCCUCGCUUGCUGCCCGGACUGCUACCGGACCGCACUGCUAGCCUUCUGGGCUGCGGAUUGGACACCCCUAAACUAAGAAGCACAUUUAUUAAAUGUUUGAAUUAUACAUACAGCAUUCUGGAGUAUGUCUGCUCCUUGUAAAAUAGAAUUGAGAUAAUUCUUAAAAAUUUGCAUACCAGGGGCAUUGCUGGACUGCGCUUGUUGGUGGGCGUGUGAAGUGAGUGCUCAUCUUGUCUGUGGCAAAUUACAGUGUGGGAUUCACAGCUAAGCUGCCCAUUCAGACAGCAAACAGGUACGUCACCUGCAACAGACACCAGUAUUUAUUUUUAUUUAUUUAUUUAUUAUUUAUUUAUAAAAUAUUUUACCAGGAAGGAUACAUUCGUUUUCAAGUAUGUCCUGGGUCCACAAAACAGUGCAUUGAUACAAAAAGGUACAAUAAAAUACAAAAACAGUAUUAAUACACCAUAUAUACAAAAUUAAACAUAGAACAUGUAGGAAAUAUCUAAUCAACCAUGACAGGUGCAUUCUGUUUUGAGACACGUAGAGAGGGAUCUCUUAAAGGAGAGGGAUCUCAUAUACCUUUUUUUUAAAAAGCCCCACACAGAACCUACUACUAUCAGGGGAUGCUGAGAAAUCUUUAACAAUCUGUAUUGAUCCCUGCUGUUCGCCACCUUGGAAGCAAUGGUCUUCGGCACUAACUGGAUUAAAUGGUAUAGGGCAAUAUAUUCCACCCCAAGUGCAAAAAUUAGGAUUAAUGGUCAACUGUUGAAUCCCGUACAUAUAAGGAUUCGACAGUUGAUUUCCCGUACAUAUAAGGAUUCGACUGCUUGAUUUUUUUUAGCCAGAUUAUCAAUUGUAUCUGUAAUGUGAAAAUUUUUAACUGGUAAGAAUUGAUCUAUGAUAAUAACAAAUAAAAAAUAAUAAAAAAUAAAUAACGUUAGGGCACCCUAAUCCCAGAAAACAGAAAUGAAUCAAUCUCACAGUAAUUACCUCUGUCAAAAAGGAACAAUACACCAGAGUAAAUCAAUUCAUUCCUCUAGUUAUUACCCACUCCAAAAAGGCAUUCAAAUUCAAACAAUGGCAGAUAAAGAGCACAAAAAAUAUUUAUGAAAUAAAGUGCUAGAAUUACACGGGGGGAGAGAGAGGCUGACAGAGACACAUAUCCCAUGCCAAGCAAGCUGGACACAUUUUGUGCUUGAAUGGGGACCUUAUUUACAGCUACCACAAGUAAAAAAGGCUUUUAAUUUUUUUUACAAAUUUUUAUUAUAAGAAGUGUCCUUGGAUCAUCACAUAAACUUUGAGUCAGAAUAUCUGGCACAAUAACUUCAGAUCCGUUCAAAGUAUAAUUCUGGGGAUUAGAUGCAAAUUCUCUGUUAAAUUAAACCAUUAACUACUAUUACUAUAAAACACAAUAAUUAAUGUAAUCCCUUUUCAAAUGUGAAACAUACUGAUAGAAAAAGCUAAUGUCUUGGCUAAUCCUUUUGGUUUUGCCAACAUCAUAGUUUAACUCUUUAUGUGAAUAUUUUGUCUAUCUAGUAUGGAUUUAUUUGAACAACUAUGUUAUGUAAAUAAUGAAGCUACUUGUUGUCAUGUGUGGUUUGAUAUGUUAAAGGGAUACUUUAAGCACCAAAACAACUUUAGCUUAAUGUAGCAGUUUUAGUUUAUAGAUCAUACAAAUAGAUAAGAUAUUCAAUACAAACUGUAGCGGAGCUGCAAUAAUAAAAUCCCAAAUCUCCGCUGUUUAGCAGAUAUAUCUCAAUCCCCAGUAACCGGACGACACACAGUUCUGGGAGUCAACUGGUUUAUUCAGGGCCACACACGGCUUUUAUGCAAAAGCCCCUACGUGGGGUUUCCCAUACAAACUUACAGGGUAAUCCCUCCCAUGAUCCUCUGUGCCUGAGAGAUAUUUACCUGGAAAAAAAAUAUAUAUAAUUAAAUUAUUUCUCCGGUACAGAAAAAUCUAAAAUGUUUAUGACACCCCAAAAGACACAUAAAACAACUAUCUACCCCUGAAAUCUUAUAUCCCCGGAAAGCCUGGAUCUGAGCGCACAACAUUUUCGAAAAGCACUCAGAUCCCACGAACACAGCCGAAAUGCCACCAGGGUAAAGAUUUCACCGCACACAAGGCUCCUGCCCAAAAUAGUUCCAUAGAAUCGGGGGUAGUGGUCAGUCUCUUUUGGGUGCAUGAAAAUGAACAAAAUGCCGAAUGGAUGCUUUCACCUGUAUGCUGGUCGUGUGCCCCUCAUUCGUGGGAAUGAUUCCACUGAACAGUGUUCUUUUCAGAUGUAUAGGAAUGAAUGCAGGCGAGUUUAUGAUUUUAGUUCCAUGCACUUGACGACCAAACACCGCUGCCUGCAUUCGCUGGAAACAAGAUGACCACCACCACAUGUUCGUACAUACGAACGACGGCCACCCAGCCAACCGUUUAGAGCACUGAGGUGGGAAUCAUUAUGGAAGUGUUAACAGGGAUGAUGGAGGUUAACAAGUAUACGGGUGGUCUGGAUCUUUCGUGGUUUUGUUCGGUUGUCGAACAAAACAAGGGUAAAAAGUAGGUGAACGUGGUUUUACUGAACAAACCAGGGAAUCCUAGUAACAUAGGUUAAUUUCGCCACACAAACACACUGAGAAAUAAGGGUAGCAAAAAAAUUUAGACUUUUUUUUUCCCAAGAUGUGUGAGUGUCAGCCAGGCGAUGUGUGGCUAGGACUGCAUAAACUUAGCAAUUUAACUCCUAAAUUGCAGAGAAUUGAUUAGCCAAACUGCAAGGGCAUGAUCUAUACACCAAAACUACUUUAUUAAGCUACAGUUGUGUGGUGCCUAUAGUGUCGCUUUAAUAUAAUUAAUUAGUUGGGUAACAGAGAUCAGUAUAUUUAAUACUUUUUCAGAGACUGGAGUUGAAAUAUCUAACCCCUCACACACUUAGAACUUGACAGUGUUUUAAGAGUUAAACUUUUCUAUGGUCACAAUCUCCACUGUAGGUCAAUGGGAGAACUGUAUUCAGAUAAUGGCAUCUCUUGUAAUAGAAUGCAACCCAAGUGUGUGAAUGCACUCCUCUACCCCCAUUAGCUAUUAAUUACAUUUACCAAGACACCAAUAUGACAGUAGCAUUUGUCUUUAUAUUCUACCUGUGUUUAGUUUCAAUAUGUUACCUGGUUUGAUAAGGCAUGGCAUUACUGUUCAAUACCAGAAAACUAUCUGAACAAUGGUGCAGUAAUAGAAAUGAUAAAGAGUAAUUUCCUUCUCUUUUGAGUCAGCGUUAUUCUGCCAUUAUUAAUCCAUGAUGUAAUAAUUAUUAAUUGGAUUUUCUUUUCCAGAAUGGGGAAGAAAAUUAAAAAAGAAGCUGAGCCUCCUCCAAAAGAUGUGGUAAGUAUGAGUCAUAUGCUUUAUAUAACAAAGGGUUUUUUUGCUAAACAGAGUUUGUUGGUUAGGCGAAGGAUGUGAUGUAAAAUAAUUAAUCAAAAUAAUCAAUUUGCAAAGAGAGAAGCAAGUUGAAUCUUUUGAAGUUUGUUAUUUUCCCAGCCUGGUUACUUUUCUCCUAAAAUGGAUUUGCAAAUAGAAAAUACUAAUGAGUGGCAGUUCACAGAAUCAGGCAGACAGGUUCUACUUCAUGUGUUCAAUUAGAUUUUAUCAUAGCUGUAUCAUGUAUUGAAUAUGGAUAUCUCUAAGAAUUCCUACAUGUGUGUUGGCAAAAUACAGUGGGACCUCGGUUUACAAACGCCUCGGUUAACAUAAUUUUCGGUUUACAAAUGAAAAUCCAUUGAAAAUAAUUCCUCGGUUUAGAAAUUUGUUUCGCAAUACAAAGCAAGUUUCCCCAGGAUGCAUUGCACCUGGGAGGUUUAUAGCACCGCCCCCUGCAUGCUGGAGUCUGUGGGUAGCACGUGGCGUCGAGUGUGGAGGUGUUGGAGCGGCUUUUGCAUCGAGUUUUGGGACUUUUUGGUGCAUUUCUCAAGCUGUGGAAAGGUAGGGAGCUGAGCUUCGUCGUUUGCAUGUCUUUUAUUGUGUGUUCUGCAUUGUGGGUUGGUUUCCAUGCCACAUCAUUUUGACUUUUUUCUGACCUCCAGAACGGAUUAAUUGGUUUUCAAUGCAUUCCUAUGGGACAACGCGUUUCGGUUUACACAUUUUUCGCAAUAAGAAAUGUCCCGGAGAACGCAUUAAAUUCGUAAACCGAGGUCCCACUGUACAUGCAUAACAUUGUCUUAAAGCGGCUCUGUCACCGAUGCGGCUUGCCCAGAUUGAUGUGUGGUCUGUCCUUUCCAGUUCCUGGUGGUUCAUCUGCCAGGAGCCCAGAUCAGUGCUGUACCCCUGCACAUGCAUGAGAGUAAAACACUGUGCCAGAGCCUCUAAAUACAAUGCCUUUUCCCUAUAGCCAUCAGUUUUGUCAGGCUUAGGGAAUAUAUAAGACUAAGUAUUCCCUACUUUGUCUUAGUAUAUAUUUUAACUGCCUUGGGAUUUCAGUGAAAUUCCAUCACAGUCAAUGUGAAUAUUUAUAAAGGAGUUUAUAUUUAUGAAAUACUAAUUUUGCCAGGGAGGGUGUUAACCGAGCCGCUUUAGUAAAUAUCAUCUAAAGAAGUGGAAGUUUGAGUGCAGAGUGCAGCAUGGUACUGCAGUGUUCACCUCUUUGUUUGCAGGUGAAGUAUAUUCUGUGUUCUCAAAAUGCAAUACAGAAACAAUAGAACUUAGCUGUACAGUGAGCGAGAUGGAAUCUUGCCAGUAUACCUGGACUUUACCUCCUGCCAAUAAACACAGCUGUGCCUGAUUAUGUCCAUUUCUGUUACUCUAAUGUGACUGUUCAGUGGUCCAGAAUACAAACCGGAUUAGGUCAUAUUGUGAAAAUGUUAUGAAAUGUUACUCUUUUUGUAUUUUUCUGUUUCAUAUACCAAGUUUAUUUAUAUUGGCAACAUGUGUAGGACAAAGAUGAUGUUAAUUUAAAGUUUUGCUAUGUUCCAGUAAAUCUCAUUUUUUUUUUUUAUAAUUCUUUAUUUUUCUUUGUGCAUGGAGUAACAGAUCAUUUGUAAAUGCCACAGCAGCAUAUUUAAAAGAUAUGAACACAGUAGCUGUACAUUUAUGGCAUAAGAGUAUCAGCACAAUUUUUAAAUGUUGAGUUAUGAACAAGCUAAGCGUAAUGCAAGAUUAACCCACGUUUGUUAGUAGCAGGAGUAUUUGCACAUUCGUAGAGUAUUAACCAGCUUAAUUAGAUGAUUAUACUAUCAGAAUAGAUAUAUGUAAAACCUUUGAGAAUAAGUAAUGCUUUACAGUUAUAGGUUAACUACGUUAGUACCAGUGAGAUGUGGUAACAUGCUUUCAUGUUUCAGGGUUAGGAUACGUUGAGGCUCUGACACGUAAAGAUUUAGAAAGCAUGAGAACAUAUGUUAAAGUAGGCCGCUGAUCACUAGCUAUGCAUAUUGGGUAAAUCUGUAAACAGGUAGGUCUGAGCAAAUGAAUAUCAUAAGUUAUAGUUACAAAUAACACCAGGAUAUUCAUGCUUAUAUAUCAUAUGGUCCUGUUAGGGAGUAGUAUUCAGAGUAGUGAGAUAGAUGGGAAAACAUGACUGGUAUAAUUUUUACUUUAGCACGACUGUAUAAUAGGUACAUGUUAAAUUGCCUAGUGAGGUGGCUAAGUAUACUUGUCUGGCUAGGCAUAAAUUUUGUAGUGGCAUGAGUGUGCUAUUUGUCGAUUAUCUCAGGGUAGCAAGGCUUGAAACUAUUGCGGGAUAUAGUCCUCCAUGACUGCAUGAGCGUGGUGGUGUGGCAGCAGUCCAGGCCGCAGUGCGGUAGGGUGAGUCAGUGAGAGUCAGCCGACUCCUGUAGUCGGCUCUGGCAGGGCACAUACUGGAAAGUCCCAUGGAUCCUCAGAGCCUUGCGUCAGAAGAUGUGGAGGGUCUCCACCAUUGUUUCCCAGACCCACGUGAGUGCUUUGGAUGGCGGGUACACCGACACUACUGUGGCGGCUCGGUGGUUUUCCUUCUCCUGCCACCGCUCUGCGGGUAAGUGUCUCUGAAUUUCUGUUGAACGUGGGGUCAAAGUCCUUCUGAGAGCUAGUUGCGGCUUUGCAGCGCCGCUGGUGGAUGAUGUGCUGAUAGGCCCUCUUUGCACCGUCUGCUGUGGACCGGGUAUUGGCCCGUCGGGUGUGCCUCCUUUUUGCUUUAAGCAGCGGCGGGCUGUGGAGUGUUGCUCUCCGAUGCUGACGACGCUCGGGUUGACGACGUCGGGUAUGCGACGUGCGGCCUUGAGGUCUGGGUUUAGCUCCCCUCACCUCCUGCCGCCGUGCCCCGGUCAUUGGCUUGGCUGUGUGCUUCGGUGCCGGGCUCUGUGCAGGUAAUCUGGUGGGCGGUCGAGAGGUCUUUGUGGUUGCUCGGGUCUGUGUUAUGUCCCACCAUCUCAUCCAGAAGUGGUCGAAGGCCGCCGCUAUGUUGUCCUUGUAGGGGAGCUUGUUUGUCUGCUGCUCGGGUUGAGGCUGAGCGAGUGGAGGCCCUAGAGCCUGGUCGGCAGUCGCCAUCUUGGCCUCCGAGUGUGGGUCGCCUGUGGUCACGGAGGCUGGUAGGGUCCCGUGGCCCUGUAGAGAUUGGGCCGGGAUGACCCCCGCCGGCCCAUGGGGGGGGGAUACGGGCUCUCGAUCGCAGAGAUAGCCGGUCUUGGCAGCAGGAGGGCGGCCGUCCCCCCUGUGCUCGCCAUGUGAGUAGGCCCCGGACACCUGGCCCGUGGUUGUAGCUUGUAGUGUCCCUUGUGGGGUAACAUUUUGUUCAGCCUGAUGUUCCCUUGCAGUUGCUGGCCUUCCUGGCCCGAUCAAUCGCUUUUAAAGUCGUGGAAUUAGGGUUUUAGUACAGCUUAGUGCAGGAGCUCUUUUGAUACACGUCCACACGGCUCUGCGGUCAGGCCCCGCCCCCCAGUAAAUCUCAUUUAAACCAUUUUUAGGUAAACAAACGGAAAAUGAUAUUGUACUGCAAAAUGCAAACAAAGAAACAAAAGGCAAUGCACAUUAUCUAGGCCAGGGGUAGGCAUCCUUUUAGUAAUACUGUUCCAAAACAAGAUCUUGAAGUCUUUUGGGGUACCUGUCUUAUUUUUUUUAAUUGAGGUGUGCGUUCCUGAAUUGUGCUAGUGUUAUUUAUGGGUGCUGCAGUUGCUUUAUAACAUUAUGUUUGUGUGUUUGUGGGCUGUUAUAUUGCAUAUGUUCAUGAGUAGUUUGUGUUAUUGUGUAUGAUACUUAUGAAUGUGGGCUGUGGAGGCUGCUUGUUGAAUUGUGUGUCUAGAUGAUCUGUCUUAUUGUGUGUUUGGUGGUGUGUGUAUGUAUGUGUGGGGCUGCUUGUGGUGUUGUGUGCUUUACUCCUGUGUGGAUUUCCAUUCACAAGUGCUGGGAGAAAGUGAGCUUAGAUCACUUUCUCUUAGUGUGCAACGUGAAAUGCGGAACAUAAGGACUCUCCCCCACCAACUCCAAUUACCACUCAGGUUGUACUAGCAGAUAUCUGAAGUCCCACUGGGAUUCCUGAAAGGCACCUCGAGAGCCAUGCUUGGCACACUUGCCAUAGGUUGCUGACCACUGAUCUAGACCCUGCAAUAAGGUAAAAUUAUACAUUUGUAUAUUUAUUUUGCUUUGAUAACACCCACCUUAGUAUUUCACAUUGCUUAAAUGCAAUCCUAAAAUAAAUCCCCAAAGACAAAAUCCAAGCAAAAUAACCACACAGCUUUUUCUAUGCCUUGUUGAGUCUGCCUUGUAAUUUUUUUUUAAACAAAACAGUUGUAACAAUGAGAUAAUUGAACAUUGAAAUGUAUAGUAGGUACAAAGAAAAAGGGUCAAAUACUAGGGUUUAGCAGGGGGGGGGUUGACAGCUGUUGUAGAAGUGUAAAGUCAACCUUCCUUAUUUUGACACAUGAAAACUCCUGCGUUGUAGUAUGUAGCAUUUAAAUGCUGCAGAUAGGAAAUCAAGUGAUCGAUUAGUCAGGAUUCCUGAAACAUAUAAAUUAUGCUUAAUACUGGGCAAUACUUUUCAUAUACUGCCCACUCUGCAUUCUAAAAGUGUAAAACGUUCCUGAGAAAAGCAUAGAGAAGCAUUGGGAUGGUGCGUCGUGAGCAGGGCCGUCUUUAACGCGGGGCAAAAGGGACAGUCAUUUCUAGGGGGCCCAAAGCAACUGCCCUUUGAGCCCGCCGGCUGCCAUGGUGAGUGCGGGCCGUGUGGUACUACCACCGCGGGCCGCACAAUGAGGGGUCCCAUUGGGUGGCCCAUGCUCUUAGGGCCACCAGCGCUGCAGCACUUUAACAGUGCGACCGGGCUCCCUGGGGGGGUCCCAUUGGGUGGCCCAUGCUCUUAGGGCCACCAGCGCUGCAGCACUUUAACAGUGCGACCGGGCUCCCUGUGAUGAGGUCAGCGCUAGGAGGAAGUGCAGUCACUUCCUCCUAGCUAACACAGAAGAGUGCCGCGCGGGAGAGAGGAGGAGUGUGGACUGGGAGAGAGCCCAACUCCCAACAGCCUCAGACAGCCACUGGACCCCAUGUAGGAAACAGCAGGGUUACUGAAAUUGCAUAUUUUCCAUGUAUGUGUAUCUGUCUGUCUGUAUGUGUGUUUCUGUGUGUAUAUAUGUCUAUAUAUGUAAAUGCAUGUGUCUGUUUAUCUUUGUGUGUCUGUAUGUGUAUAUGCAUGUGUGUCUGUGUAUCUGUCUGUAUGUGUAUAUGCAUGUGUCUGUGUAUCUGUCUAUAUGGGUAUCUGUCUGUAUGUGUGUCAAGUGUGUGCCCCUCUGUAUCUGUGUGUGUCAAUGUUUGCAUCUAUAUAAGUGUCAUCCAGUGUAUCUGAAUGUUUGUCAUUAAGUGUGUCUGUGUACCUGCAUGUGUGUCAGUGUGUCUGUAUGUGUAUCUCUGUGUCUGUAUGUGUAUCUCUUGGUAUGUGUGUGCCCCUGUGUAUCUGUAUGUGUCUGUGUAUCUGUGCAUCUGUAUGUGUUACUGUGUGUCUGUGUAACUGCAUUUGUGUCCGUGUAUGUAUCUGCAUGUGUGUUAUUGUGUGUAUCUGCAUAUAUGUCAGGGUGUGUUUGUUUCUCUGUGUGUGUUAGUGUGUGUCUGCAUGUUUGUCGGUGAGUGAGUGUAUCUGUAUGUGUGACAGUGUGUAUCUGUGUAUGCACCUGUGUGUCUGUGUAUCUGUCUUUGUAUGUCUGUGUAUAUGGAUGUAUGUAUCUCUGUACCUUCUUUUCUCUUUCUUUUCUAUUUUCUUUUCUCUUUCUUUUCUCUUACCUGUGUAUGUCUGAGCCUGUGUAUGUGUAUAUCUGCAUCUGUGUCAGUGUUUGCAUCUGUAUGUGUGUCAGUGUGUGUAUUUUCUCUAGGUUAAAAAUAAGUGUGGCUAAGUCUAUGAUCUAUGAGUGUGUGUGUGUGUGUUUUUUUUUUGUGUUUUCUUUAUGUGUGUCUUUGGGUGGAAGACGUGUUUGCAUGCUAGAAGGUGGGAGGGAGGAGACCAGGGGGUCCAAGCUAAUGCUUGCCCAGGGGUCCAAUCAACAUUAAAGAUGGCCCUGAUCGUGGGCAUGCGCCUUUUGUUCCAAUUGCUUCUCUACAAGCAUGGGAUUGAAAAAAAGUCUUCAGACCUGAUGACUUCACAGAAUGCAUAGUUUCUGCAGAUAACAUUCUGUACUGGAGCUAAACUAAAUUUUUCUUACUUUGUUAUGACAAAUGGAGGUAUCAGUAAUCCAAACAAUAAAAAAGGAACAUUCUAACAAUAAAAAUAAAUAUUUAAUUUUACCAGUAGAGUGUUCCUUUAAAAUGUUUCUUUUUAGUAUGCCCUCCAUGUUUUUUCCCAGGGAACUUCAAUGGGGGUUUUUCAAACACGUUACUCAGUCGCUUAUGAUUUGUUUCAGUUCGACCCAUUAUCCAUCGAAAGCAAAAAGGCGGCAACAGCUGUGUUGAUGCUUCAGUCUCCAGAAGAAGAGAUUUUAAUCAAAUCCUGUGAAGCUUUAUACAAAUUUGCACAAAAAGGUGCGUAAUCCAGUGAUGUCAUUAAACAAUGUUAACCUUUAAUGCUUUGAGUGUUGUAUGGAGGAAGGAAAUAUAAUUUUUUUAAAAAGCAAACAACUAAUCAGACCACCAAUAAGCAACGCAGGGAGGCAAAGAUGGUGGGGAGGGCUGAAAUAAAAAAGGGAGGAAGAGGAUAUUGAAGCUUCCUCUUGCGGAAGUACUUCCAGAGCUUCGUUCAAGGGUAGAAACUGAUAACAUCUGUCGUCAGCGUACAGUGUGUGCUGACAACAGAUGGAAUUUUUGCACAGAAUUGACAUUAGACAGCUGGAACAAAGUUUUGUGGUGCAACUAUUCCCUUUUUUUUUUACACUUACUAAAAUACUAAUUACUUUAAUAUACCUCACAGUACAGGGCUCAGUACAGCACAAUUACAUAGCUCACUCCUGGCGUGCGCCACAAUCCACACAUAUAGCACACUUCAGCUGCAUGUUGCACUCAAAUAAAAUACGUUCUAGAGUGCUAUUCAAUAUAGACACACCGCUUUAUGGCGAAUUCCUUAAUACAAACACACUGCUCCCUCUUAGAGCAAUCCUUAAUACAGACACCCAGCUCCCUCCUAGAGCAAUGCUUAAUACAGACACACAGCUGCCUCCUAGAGCAAUGCUUAAUACAGACACACAGCUCCCUCCUAGAGCAAUGCUUAAUACAGACACCCAGCUCCCUCCUAGAACAAUGCUUACUACAGACACACAACUCCCUCUUAGAGUAAUGCUUAAAAGACACACAGAUCCAUCCUAGAGCGGUGCUUAAUACAAACACACAGCUCUCUCCUAGAGCAAUGCUUAAUACAGACACACAGCUGCCUCCUAGAGCAAUGCUUAAUACAGACACCCAGCUCCCUCCUAGAGCAAUGCUUAAUACAGACACACAGCUGCCUCCUAGAGCAAUGCUUAAUACAGACACACAGCUCCCUCCUAGAGCAAUGCUUAAAUAGACACACAUCUAACCUCCCAGAGCAAUGCUUGAUACAGACACACAGCUCCCUCCUAGAGCAAUGCUUUAUACAGACACCCAACUCCCUCCCAGAGCCAUGCUUAAUACAGACACACAACUCCAUCCUAGAGCAAUGCCUAAUACAGACACACAGCUCCCUCCUAGCGCAAUGCUUAAUAGAGACACACAACUCCAUCCUAGAGCAAUGCUUAAUACAGACACACAGCUCCCUCCCAGAGCGAUGCUUAAUACAGACACCCAGCUCCCUCCCAGAGCAAUGCUUAAUACAGACACACAACUCCCUCCUAGAGCGAUGCUUAAUACAGAUACACAACUCCAUUCUAGAGCAAUGCUUGAUACAGACACCCAGCUCCCUCCUAAAGCAAUGCUUAUUACAGACACCCAGCUCCCUCCUAGAGCAAUGUUUAAUACAGACACACAGCUCCCUCCUAGAGCAAUGCUUGAUACAGACACCCAGCUCCCUCCUAGAGCCAUGCUUAAUACAGACACACAGCUCCCUCCUAGAGCAAUGCUUGAUACAGACACCCAGCUCCCUCCCAGAGCAAUGCUUAAUACAGACACCCAGCUCCCUCCUAGAGCCAUGCUUAAUACAGACACACAGCUCCCUCCUAGAGCAAUGCUUAAUACAGACACACAGCUCCCUCCUAAAGCAAUGCUUAAUACAGACACGCAGCUCCUUCCUAGAGUAAUGCUUGAUACAGACACACAGCUCCCUCCUAGAGCAAUGCUUAAUACAGACACCCAGCUCCAUCCUAGAGCAAUGCUUAAUACAGACACCCAGCUCCCUCCUAGAGCAAUGCUUUUCGCUUUACGUUUGAAAUGAUCCACUGAGGCAACUUCCGAGCUACACCUCACGAGACCCUGAUGGGAGAUGGGACCCCCAUGUAGGCACCCCCCCACACUAGACAUCCCAAACCGAGCAUACCCCUCUAAUGGACGACACAGUGGCAGACCUACGAUACCUAUCUAAACGACAGAACGACAGAAGUACAUAACCCACGCUAUGCCAAAGAGAAGUGGGCAACUAGCUCGGUCAGGCACACGAGCUAUAGACAGCACACACAAACAUCAUCACUUGACAACGGACCACACGAUCAGUUUCACUGACUAAAUAUAAAAAUACGCGCUCUGAACAUAACCACUGCAUUAUGUACCUGCAAAUGACAAUUUAUUUAAAUGUUCCCUCAAAAUGUAAAAGAUUCGCUUUUUGUUACAUGCAGCACGCAAAAAAUAAAGAAUAAAAAAAAAAAAAAAAGAAGUUUGAAAUGAUCAAUAGUAGUUUCCCACUCAGACAUUCUAAGAAGUUUAUUAAUUCUCCCUUCCCACACUGGGUUUUGACAGCUUGCCAUAAUAAUAAUCUGCCAGCACUGCUGAGAUGAGUGGGAUCACAUUUUUAUCCACACACUUUGGACGACCUUGGUCUGAGAUAGGCCAUUAUAAUUGGUGUUUGAGAAGUGUAGCUAUUGAUUUAGCCAUUUGCUAUGUGGUUUGUUGUGUUUUGUUUUUUUCUACUGAGCUUUUGAUUCUCACACAUUACACGGAUUUCCAGGACAAUGUUCUACAAUAGCAGUGGAAACCAAUGGAAUUUACCUAUUGAUUUAUCUGCUUAUUUCUCUGCUUUUAGAACAAUGCCCCAGAAUUUCUCUUUGACACCAUUAGGGCUAGGUAUAUUUUUGAUUGUCACACCUUUCAGUACCAUGGACAGGGAGUACAGUGUGCAAUGCCAAGAGAGAUGAAUAUUGUAAUGUAAGUGAUUUUUCAAAAGAGUUACCUGAAGUUUGAGUUUAUUGUUCUAGUGACAUUGACAGCAUUUUUAAGCACUUAAAAUUAGUGCAACCCCUGGCAGCCUUCUGGCAUCAUGAUAUUUCUCCAUCUUUGACAGCAGUAACAUCCAAAUAAGGAUAUAAACAGCAAAUGGACAAAUUAAUAGCUAUAGCUAAGUCUUCUCUCCCCCAUUACAUAAAAUAUGGACUCCUCAUGAAGACAUGAGAUAGUAGUAUGUGAAAUAUUCAUGUUUUUUCUUCUGUUUUUAAAACUGAUGUGGGAGGCAUGGCUACUCCGCAGUGAGUUAUUAUCCUUUGUCAAGAAAUCUAUUCACAGUUUCAGCAUGUUUACCCCUAUACUACUUUGCCUAGCAUGUCUUCUGGCUUUACAACUCACUUAUAUAUGGUUACACUUAGCCUUUAUCUUGUUUAUUAGCUAGGCAGAUCUGACCCUUGCUUGUUAUUAUUAAUAUAUAUUAAAAAAAAAAAAACUGUGCCUGACCUAAAAUGCCAGCCACUGUAAAGAUCUGUGUGAAUAAAUCACCAAGUUAUUUUGUUUAUUUUACUUUGCUCCAUUCGGUAGCUGUAACGACCGAACACUGACCACCCCCCUGGCUCAUUAACUUCAAAGAGAACAGUCGUUUAAGCACUGUCCCUGUGUGGCCGCCAUUCGUAAAGUCGAACGCCAUGUGUAUGAGAAAACGGUGGCCAUCUUGAUCGCAUGAAAGGAGGCAGCGGGACUUGGUCGUCGAAUGUCUGGAAUUAAAAUCGAACACUCGACUUCACGAACACCGGUCCAAAGUGUACGAAUACCUGCUUCCUUUUCCUGAACAGCUAGGAGAGCACUGUUCUAUAGUUUUGUUCCCACAAACUAGGGGAACAAUCGCUACUAAGAGCCAGGGGGAGAAGUUCGUGCAUUUAUUCAGUUUUUCAGACUUCACGAAAUAGACCAGCCAAACCACUAAAACUUAUGAAACUGUUUUGGGCAGGAGCCUCGUGUGCUGCCAGUCACGUACGACUUCCAUAGAAUUCGAAAAAAAACCUGAACUGAUCUGGGUGUUUUUUGGAUAUGUUGGUCACCCAGAUCAGGGCUAUCAGGGGAUAAGACAUUCGUGGGAAUAUUGUGUGUUUUAGGGUACAUUCCAAGUUUUGGGGAAAUUGUAAUUUUUCUGCCUGGAGAUAAUUAAGUUAUUACUUUAUCUGACCCAAUUAUCUCCAGGCAGAGAGGAGGGGAUUGUAUGUUUGUACUGGGAGUGGCACAGCCCCUGCAUUAUUAUUGGCUGUAUGCUUUGUGUUUCUGUCCCCCACAAGGUCCACGUGGGAGGUCCGCUUGCAUGGGGACUUGCAUAAAAGCCAGUGUGGCACCCAUUAAAAUUUAGUUCUGUUACACCCUUCAUCUAGUUUCGGCUGAUGUUUGGGUACCUGUCUGCUUUACUGGGAGAAUCUACUUGGGAAGCUGUUAUUUUGUAUGGAGAUUCGUACACUUCAAUGCCCGAGCUGCGAGCUAUAAUCACGCAUGCUCUGGCAGUUCGGGAGGAAACAGACAAACGGGUAUAGGUUAUAUCAGUGUUCGUUACAAUCUGUAUGUAUAUUAACCUCGCUCUUGCUCUUGUGGCAUUGUAAGGCUGUUUGUUAUCCAGUGCACUACCAAAAAUAAAGAUUGACAAAAAAAUAAAUAAAAGAUGCCAAGAUAUGUCAUAAAACACCCCUAAAAUUUCAGCAAAACUUUUCUCAGAUGCCCAACAUAACUUUAGUAAUAAAUAUUUAUGAACUAUUUAUGAAUUAUAUAUUAGUGUUUUUUUAACACUAUUGAACUUCAGAAACAUUUAGUGUUUCACAGGGCUAUCGUAAUGAUUAAGGAGCUUGGACUAAUUUACCAAUAACUAUAUUGAUGUGCAAAAUAACGGGGCGCAAGAGUAUACUGAGAAUGGGCAGCAGCUGAAAUAUCCUGCCCUUCGGUGGGUCCCUGCUCAGAUCUCAAGCUGGUUUUAGCUCAUCUUGUGCCAUUACAGAGAGAACAUCUCUGAAGCAUAUCAGACUGGUCCCACCGAUAUGGGCAGUCCAGAUCCAAAAUGCCAGCAAGUUCCCUCUGCAUGAGAGACACAGCAACCCCAGACGAUCGUUUCAGCCUUGUGAGGCAUCAUCAGUGAGGCAUAGCUAAUAUCUCUCUAGGCACAGUGAGCAAGGGGUCCACGUCUGGAUUACCCUUUAAACUUAUGGAGAGCAAAACAGGGCUCACCUCUCUUGCUACCUAUUUUUCUCUCCUUAACUAUAUUGAUGUAUUUAAAUACACCUUGACAUAUAUGAGUUGAUCAUUUAUAACUGCCGUCAAAAUAUAUUUCCUUACGUUUUCUCAUGCUAUGUUACAAGAAUUAAACAUUCCCAUUAUAUCACUUUUUAUAAAAAGGCUUACUGAACUGUUUAGAUAUGUAUAUAAACUUGUUCAUAAAUGUCAGCUGUUAGGUUUCCUAAACUAGACUAGUAAUUCUGUUUUAUUACUGCACUUAAGGAGAUGAAAAUAAAGUGACGCUUCUUGGACUUGGCGCAAUGGAAUCUAUUGCAAAACUUAUCUCACAUGAAGACAAAGUAGUCCGCAGAAAUGCCACAAUGGUGUGUGGUGUCAUGGCUGCCAACAGUAAGUAACCUAUUUUACAAUUAUUUGUUGCAUUAACUAUACAAUUUAAGACAUUUUAAAAAGUUGUCUAGUCCACUACAUUAUGAGUCAGCCGGGUAUAGGCUUCUCCCUACAGAACAGUAAGAUAAAGAAUCCAGGUGUCACGAUCUCUUACCUUAUUCCAUCACGCCCAGGUCGUGCAUGAUCCAGGGCAGACUCCUCUUCCAACGAGUUCAGCAUGUGCCACGCUGGACGCUGGAGUCACACCCCUUUUUAUGAUGCGGUCCUGCGUCAUCAAUACCGGCCCAGAACGUUUUGGGGGCGUGGUCUUAAAGCAAAAGACACUCCCUUACAAAAGGGGCCUAUUUUGCCUUGUUCCUUGUGUUCCCCUUAGGGCUCUUUGAUUCUCCUUGCGUAUUUACUAUUGUUUCUGUGUACUGACCCGGCUUGGCUUUUGGCGUUUCUGUUUUCUGGUUCCAUGACUCGGCUUGUAUUUUGACCUCCUGAUUGCUGGUAUCCUGACCUGGCUAUUUCUUGUAUCGUUCUCCUGAUCUCUGGUAUUCUGAUUUUUGGCUAUCCUCUGACUACUCUUUUCUUCCUACAUUAAGUCCGCCCAUUCUAAGGUUCGGUAAUACGUGCUUGGGUUUUCUGUGGGUUUACAUACUGCGUGUUGGGUUAUCACGCGACCGUGAUACAAGGUAUGUUAGACCUUGGUCAUCACAAUUAUGAUGGUAAAUGUGUUGGCAUUACGUUUUCACUUGCAAAUCUACUGAAUGGAACCAGGCAGCGUUCCAAAUGUAGGUUCUGCAGUGAUGGGAGAAUUACGGGAAAAUAUACUUCAUCAGGGAGGUCCUGUACUUAUUACUGAGUGCAUGGGGAAUACACAAGGUAUCAGCAUUGAAAUUAGUGGAUUGCUGUAUCAGAAAUCCCAGUACAUGUGUUUUAAAGAAGAUCUACUAAGAAGAUCUUAAAAAAUAUUUUUGGGCUAAUUUGUGGUGUCUUGUUUAGAAAUAUAAGUAAAACAUGAAAACACCAUACGUAUUAGCUUUUCAAAAUAGUUCCUUUCUGAAUCUAACUUUUUGUCCUUUUGGUUUUCGCUAGAUGAUGUCAGAAAAUUGCUUCGAAAGUUGGAUAUCAUACCUUCACUAAUUGCUCGUCUCGCACCAGAAGGUAGCUUUAAUCUGCAAAAAAUUUUGUUAACAAAUCCAACCAUCUGUUCAAGAAUUUUGGAUAAAAUGAGUAACUGCAUACAGAUAUUAUAUGAACUGAUAAAUAUCCCUAGCACUCCUCAAUGUGCUUUCAAAACAGAAUUUUCAAAGCCUGUGAUUACCUCUUUAAGCUCACUUAAUUAUUUUAAAAAUGACAAACCACAAAAAAAAAUGACAUACUCUUUCCAGUGAAAUAUCAGAGGCACAGAAUAGGUGAUUAGUUUUUAUUAACAGACAACAUGAACCUUCAACUAUGGGACAACUAAUAAAUUAUACAAGUGGAGUAUUUUUUAUCUGUUUUUAAUGGUUUUAUGUCUGUCCUUCCAUCUGUCUAUCUAUUUCUCAGGACUUAAGAAACAUGCAAAUCUUUAUUUGGCAUGCCAAAAAAAAUGAUGUAGCUGCUUAAAUACAUGUUCACAGUUUGUGUCCCCUAUAUCUAUAGUUAUACAUUCUUAAGAUCUAUUAUUUAAGGAAGUGUCAGGUGUCCUAUACUGUAUGUUGUUUUUUUUUUCUUAUGCAGAAGAGAUAGUGAUUCAUGAAUUUGCCACACUUUGCCUUUCUUAUAUGGCUAACGAAUAUACCAGUAAAGAUCAAAUAUUUGAACUGAAUUGCUUAGAAUCCAUCAUCCGACUUUUCAGCAGCAAUGAUCCUGAUGUUAAGAAAAACGCUGUUGAGUGCAUCUAUCUCCUUGUACAGGUAACGUAUUGAAGAUGUUUAAUUUCUGUUAUUGAAUUUACUCAUUUUAAUUAGCACUUUUAUGACUCGCAUGAAAUCUGUGAGCUCAAUUACGCUGAAUACAUACGAAAUACAGAACUGAUCAGCUAGGAGUGUAAUAUGCCUUUUGAAAUAUGUCUCAAGGAAAAGUAUGGAAAUGGCACAAUGCAGUAUUUCUCUCACAUUAAAAAGUAAUGAAAUCAAAAGCAACAGGGAAAAUGCAAAUGUUAAUGAACAUCAAAUAUACUUGUGUAUUUUUAAAAUUUGUUUUAAUAUAAUAAAUAAGCUAAUGCUUAAACAUGUGCAGACACAUACAUGUCCCUAAAAGGAAUAGUUUAAUGCUUCAAUUUAAGUUCACAACAAUUUGUGUUUCGAACAGUAUAUUUAUAGAUAUAUAUAUUUUUUAUAUAUAUAUAUAUAUAUAUAUAUAUAUAUUCUUUAUUUUUGCUGUGCAUAAGAUUUACAUGUAUUCUUGCACAGCCACGACAUCUUUAACAAGUACCACGAUAACAAUCAUAAUAUACACUAACAUGGCAUACUGAGUAACUGCACAUUUUUAUAGAAGUAAUCUCAGGCAAAAUGUCAACAGGUUAUAGGAACAAGCUACACCUUUUAGCCUAUCACCAUAUCUGGAUAGUCAAUAAACUGAUCUGCACACCAGUCAGGCCAUAAGACUUGCAUCUCCCACAAAAAUCUCAAAUUUGCAGUGAUGUUAUUACUGCAAGGGAUUCUGGGUGGGCAUAUGAAAUUAGGUCAACAAAGAAUACAUUUUUUGCCUCAUUACAUUUUAAACAUGGAUCCCUUAGAGUUUGUGUUUGCUGUAUACAACAGCUUUAAACACAACUCAGGAAGAGAUACAAAGCCAGUGAACCUCUCAUGGACAUCUGUUUCGUUGUUAAUGCAAAUCAUCAGCAUGGGGUUGGUUACUGUCUUGCUAUUGAGGCUUGGCGUUACUUGCGAAGCACAAACUACCACUUGCAGUAGUAACAUCACUGCAAAUUUCAGAUUUCUUAUGGCUUGACUGGUGUGCAGAUCUGUGUUUCACAAUAUAUUGACUAUCCACUGACCUCAGGUCAAAAUCACAAUUUUCCCCCACUAUAACGUUCUUGGUUUGUAUUCCGCAAGUAUCGGAGACAUAUCAAGACAAAAAAAAUUCAGUUUUGAGUGCAAAGUGCUAAAUGUCGACAAAUUUUAUGAACCUAGUUCUGUUUUAUUUUCUGAAAAGUAUUUUUAUUAUGCAUUUCAAUCUUUAUUGCAUCACUGCUCUUUUGUUUAUAUGACCACUUUAAUAACAAAAAACAGCUGAACUGAAAAUGCAGAUUUCUCUAGUUUCUCUAUUUUCGCCUAGAAUUAGAAAUUUUCGUCAGAUUCCUGACAAAAAACAGCUGAACUGAAAAUGCAGAUUUCUCUAGUUUCUCUAUUUUCGCCUAGAAUUAGAAAUUUUUGUCAGAUUCCUGACAAUUCGUUGAAUAAUCCCGAGACAGUUAUGAGAAAAACAGAUGGCAUAUGAUAAAUUUAGUUAUGCUGGUAUUCGCUAAAAAUAAAAAGGAAUUUAUGGAGAAUUAACUCAUUGCAAAUUUUAGGAUGAGUGGCGAUUCUGAAACAUGCUGUAAUGUAGAGGAUAACCCCAAUAGUUUCUUAGGUGAAAGCUGUGAAUUAAGGAAUUAUUUGUGAAAAAAACAUUUAAUCAAACACUACUUUUUGUACCAAACUUCCUUAUUCCUUUAUGCUUUUUUGCAAUUUUUUAUUUUGCCGCAUUUAAGCAGAAGUCAAUAAACGCAAAAUCUUAACCCCUUAAGGACACAACUUCAGAAAUAAAAGGGAAUUAUGACGGAAUAUUUCCGUCAUGUGUCCUUAAGGGAUUAAUGCACCAAAUAUAUGUAAACAUAUGUAUUUUUAUAAUAUGAAAAAAAAGAGGGUCAAAAUUAACAAAAGUAAAAAUCAUAUGAGAAGAAGCAGUAGAAAUGUUAAAGAAUAAGGGAAGGAAAGAGAGAACAUAAGCCAUUCCAUACGUUUACCUAUUUUCAUAUAAAUCAUUAGUAAUUUAGGAUAUUUUAUAAUAUAAUAAUACACAGACCAAGUAGAAUUGAAAGAUGUCUAUUUGCAUGCUGUUGGUUGUCGUCAAUAUAAAUUGUGAAGAGAUCAGUCAGUAUAUUUUCGUGCUGCCUGCUGAACGUGUAAUGUUAUACUAACGCUUUGAUUCUCAGGACUUCCAGAAUCGCUCAGCAGUUUGUGACUUGAAUGCUAUUCCGCCAUUGCUGGAGCUUCUAAAGUCGGAGUACCCCAUUAUCCAGCUAUUAGCCCUGAAAACCCUCGGCACUUUGAGCUGUGAAGAAGAAGCUAGGAUAAUUAUGCAAGAAAAACAAGCAUUGGAUCACCUGCUAAAAAUCUUAGAAGCAAAGGUAUUAAUAUGUGAAUGAUAUUUUAUGAUAUUUCACUUCAUUAGCACUCAUAUAAAGGUGUGCAUGUACCUUACACAGGGUUCAAGUCAUCCAUUCUGCUAAGGCAGAACUUAAAGAAAGGUUAAAGGAAGAUAAUGUAGUAAAGAAGUAAUCUAAUACAACGUGCUUAAAAUGCACAAACUGCAUUUACACGCAAAUAAAUAUAGGGAGAACAGUUAUUAGAAAAUCCUAUUGACUGUGUUCACUUUUCUUUAUCCAUCUGUAAAUCAUAAAAUAUCAUGGAUAUUAUAACACUUUAUAAAAAUGUUUUCUUUGUAUAAAAAUAUCCUGUCAAGGUUAAAAGCGCUAGAGAUCCAACUAAAGUAUCACAGUAAAUCCUUAUCACCCAGCGUGUUUCUUGUUGUUGUAGAAGGAUAUGCAAUCAUUCAUCAAACUACUGUCUUAUAAAAGCUAACGUUUGUAGAAUUUGUAAAAGCCCCACCUGUUCAUUAGUCAACGUGUCUGCAUGUGAUCACCAUCAAAAACAUGUCCAGUUAUGUUUGCUCUUCCAAUAGAACGUAUUUGCUACUAUGUACAGCAGGAUCAUUUCCUCGUGUGUUUCAUAGUGGUACACAUCUAGCUCUAUUAUUGUGGUUGCCAAUGAAUAAACAGAAUUGAGUUCUUCCUUAUAUAGUGCCACUAUGUAUCUUCUAUCUACUGGUUAAGUCUUUUUGCUUUAGAGGCAAGAGAUAUGUCCUUGAAAGUUUCUAUGGAUAGUGUAGAACCUAAUCUCAAGAGAGGCACUGGUAGACUAAUUGCAGUGCUGUACCCCCACUCUCCCCUCCUCCCCACCCUCCCGAUUUUCCCUGAGAGUUAGCGUGUUAUUCCACCAUGAUUUUUAAUAUUAUUAAGGAAUAUACUCAUUUGGUUGUAGUCUCAUUAUAUGUGUUUUGUGCAGGUUCAUAGCCAUUUAUAUUAUCAGUGAAAAGACUUGCUGAGCAUCAUGGGAAAUAUGAUCCACAAAAACUUGGAGUUUUGUGAUUAGAACUCAGUGAAGGGCACUCAGAAUUGCUUAUGUGGAGCAUAGUAUUGGUUAGUGAUUGUAAUGAAUUGUAAUCUGAAUUGCAAAUAAAGGCUAAAACAGGCAAACUAUAGCUGAGUUUGAAUCUAUUUCAAAUCAAUAAUUGUUUUGAUUUACUGUUUGGAGUUUAACCCAAAUAGUUUCAUUUUUAGAGAGGUUUGCCAUAUUUCUAUGUAAUAGUCAUCGACACAUUUUUCCUAACCAUUUCAAGUCCUUAAUCUCCUGCCACCUUCCAUAUGUCUGUGAUCACAUCUCUCGCUGUUUAUGUUUGGACUUUGUGCCCACACCUUUAGAACUACUUUUAGUUUUGUUAAUCUAGAGAGGAUCAACUAAUUAAUAUUCACUAAACAGUGCAUUGUAGUCGGCUGCAAAGGGAAUUGCUAUUUUUUUUUAGCUUUUUGUCAUUUUGACCUAAUAUUUGUAACUCUUUUGUCUAUUCACCACAAUACACUGUUUAGUGACUGAAUGCAAAUUUGUAUUUUGCAAACUUCUUACAUUACUCAUUCACAGAAUAAGGAAUUGACCAGCUUCUCUGUUAUGCUAGUUUAGAUGCUUUUAUAUCAUGAAUAGUAGGCCAUAAGAUCUCAUCUUAUUCUUUAUUCUGUUAUUCUCUGAGCUGUUUGGAUUCAUAAUGAUGAAUGUCAAAAUAUGAACUAUAAGGACAUUGUAUUCAUAUCAAAACAGUGCUGUUAUUAUAAUAAUUAUUAGAAAUGAGCUGUAUGAAAAUAAAGUGCUCUUAGAACAUAUAUGAUUAUUAUGUUAUUAGGAGCUUAACGACUUACACGUGGAAGCACUUCUGGUUAUUGCCAAUUGUCUUGACGAUGUUGAGACCGUACAAGCUCUUCAGCAAUCAGGAGGACUUAAGAGAAUACUGACCUUUGCUGAAACAUCUCCAAUGCCUGAUAUACAGAAGAAUGCUGCUAAAGCUAUGGCUAAGGCAGCUCGCAAUGGUAUGUGACAUUCAGCUUAAAAAUGCCUGUAGAACCAUUCCAAAUUAUACAUGUGGGUAGUCUCAAAUCAGCUCCCAUUUCAUCUGCCAAUGGUUAAUGUCAGCCUUAAAAUAUUGUGGCAUCUUCCAGUGGGAUUAUUUACUAAAUUGAGAAUUCAAGCUGAACUAUGGCAAUAUGAAGAGUAUGAAAAACCAUGCAUAAUAUUUUCUGUUAAACACGUGGCUGUGCUAGUAAAAAAUACAUUAUGAUAGUCACCGGUUACCAAUUAUUUUAAAUAAAAUUACCAAUGCAAAUUAUUACCAAGCUUCCAUUUUCCUUAGUGAUGACAUAUAUAUAUAUAUAUUUAACUGCAUAUCUUUGGCUUUAAGUUGUGCUUAAAAUAUGCAUAUGUAAAGUGGAGCUAUAUGGUAGGAAUUCGGCGUGAAUCUGUAACAACACAAGAAUGCAGAAGGUGGCAUAUUUAAAGAAGAAGAAACUCGGAAUAAGAUUGUAACCAACUGAGGAAGUCCCUUUGCCGGGGCAAAACGUGUUUUGGACAUUACUGGACUAAUCAGUUUACCAGGGAAUUCACCAUCUGACUGAGAGUUCUAUACAGAGGGGACCGGAAAGAACAAGGAGUUGACCAUCCUUAAGUGCCAUCUGCGUUUACCAUCCAAGCCAUAUGUACCUAAAUGGCUCCUGACUUGUGAGUGAGAUUCCUAUCUUCACUAUACCACAUAUCAUUGGUUCUGGCAAUGCUGCACUGUUGUUUUGCAUUCUUGUGUUACAGAUUCACGCCGAAUUCCUACCAUAUAGCUCCACCUUAUGUAUGCAUAUUUGAUGUAUUUUGUAAAGGUGGUUUAGGGGAUUACACGCAAGGUGUUUUUGAGCUCACCAAUUAUUUCUCCUUAUUGUGUAUUUGUUUUAUGAUUAAGUUGUGCUUAUACAGGGGAAAUGAUAAUACAAAGGACUGAACCUCAACCUUGACAUGUAUACAUCACAGCAGUAUACGGUAUUAUACAGAUCACAGCGUUGAUAGGAGUAAGUCCAAUUGAAAAUACUCACCCCACCCAUAUAAUCGGAGUCAACAACAAGCUAAGCUGUGUGUAUAAGGAGUCAAAACAAGCGAAGCUGAGUGUGUCAGUGAGAGUGUGUGUCAUUCUUUCAGUAUGGGUUCAGUUCUACAGCCGUUAGAAUGUUAGCUAAUUCACUCUUUAUUGUUCUCCAGAACGGAAAAAUUAUUUAGUAUGUAUCAUGUUUCAAAUCCUGUACUAGAGUCUGUGACUGAUGCUGUGCAGCAUGGGCCCCCUAAUCUCAUUGCAGCAUCUGGAUCUACUUAUCCUGGCCUUACCAAGAUUAGUGGGAGUUACACUGUUAGACAGGUGUUAUUUACAGCUUUACCUUAUUCCCUCUCACCUUAAUGAUGUGCUCAUAAAGAGGCUGGAGUGACCAAAGUCCUAUGAUUCUCCCUCCCAGCCUCCUUUCCUACCAUAAGGGAGAGGAGCGGAAUUGGGGACAGCAGCCUGAAAGAGCACCUACUGCUCAGGAGUGCAAUCUCUGACCUAAGAUUUAUGGAAUCCUAACCCUAACGUAUUUAUUUGAAAGGAGCGAUUAUCUGGGUACAUCUACUAGGUUUGUAAAUUGAAUUUUCCUUAAAGGUUUAUCAGUUGCUGUUAUUUCUUCCUUUGUCAUUCUUUCUAUUUAAUUGCCUAAUAUAGUAUCAUCUAUUGAAACAUAAAGAGUAACUUGCUUAGGAUAACUGCACAUAGUGCUGAUGUAUACUCACAGGGUUAUUUACUGGUUCAUUUUUGAUAAUUCAAAGUGAGUUUCAAGUGUUAGACUCUAAACAGUUGAACAGUUUGGGUUUUUUUGGCCUACAAUUCCCUUGCACUGCUUUUAUUCUGCUGCAUGAGAAUAAGAAUGGCUGUUCCUUGCAUUUUUCUUCUAUACCUGCUGCAUUGCAGAACACUGAAUUCUAUUUAUUUAACUAAACCUGGAUUAGCGAUUGUUUACGGUAAAAUUCUUGGUUUAGGAUUUUUGGUAAUGCCUUUCUGCUGAGUUCUGCUUUCAACUACAGUUUCUCCUCAAGUCAGCAGGAUCCACAAACCCAAGACUUAAAUUCAAGGUUAAAUGGAUCAAAGUUGCCAUUUUAUUCACAGUUACCUUUUGUUGGUUAUUUUAAGGGAUAUUAAAUAUAUAUGGAAUUUUGCAGUCACACCGAACUUCAGAAUUUUUACUUACUCUUGUUUUUUCGCUUGUUUAAUAUUGUAAUCAGAAUAUAUAUAUUUUGGGUGUGUGAACAUGCACAUUCUUCAUGGCUGAUUAAAAUGAAUGCUUUAAUAAACAACUCUUUCAGGACCACAAGUGGUGUGGACGGACUUCAUAUGUUUGGUUUUUUUCUUUGGGCUUAAAACUGGGAUAUUUAACAAACAUAGUUUUCAAUUUUAAUAUUUUUGGAUAAGCUUAUGAAUAAUUUAAUAAUUUUAGAUAAACUUUCAAAAUGACAUAAACACUUUUUAAAUAUAAGAAAUAUAUAUACACAUAUAAAUCAAAUUAUCAAAAAAUAUCCAAAUAUUACAAUGUUUUGCAAAAAAUGUAAUAAUUUUUAAAAGUUUUUCUAAAAAUAUAUAAUCAUGUGAAACGCUUAUCCAAAAAUAUUAAAUCAAGGCCACAAAGCUUUAUGAUUGCAAUGCGUACCUCACUGGUUCUGACCGUUUAUAGUAUUCACUAGACGUUAAGUGAGUAAUAAUUUGUAUUUUCUUGUUAUUUUUGGGCUUGGUUUUUAAAUGUACCCACUCCCUGUUAAUGAGUUUUCCUUCCUGUAGUGCUGCUCAGGGGGUGUUGGGGAGCACAGCUUGGAGCUGGAUGGCCCACAGCAUGUCUAUCAAGCUAAUUGCCAAGAACUAUUGAUCUCAAGGCAAAUGUCACUUCUCAAACUGUAACUGUACUUUCUCUGCAGAACUAUAAUAUGCUUCUUUAAUUAAUGCAGAAAAUUACCAGAUUUUACUAAUAACAUGACGUAAAGUCAUGAUUUUAUAAAGGAAACGGAGGCGAGUAUUAGGCUUCUCUCUUUCUUUUAUUUCCUCAGCAGCAAAGAAAAAGCUAAGGUGUUUAUUUGUAUAGGAAAAAGAAAACAUACAUAACUACCCUCACAGGGUUAACAUUACAUCACCAACUUCCCACCAAUAGGAACAGUCCUUCUCUCAUAUCCUCUCCUGUAUCCUCCUCCUCUUCCUCUUUCUUGGUGUUGCCGAAGCUACAAUGUCCUCAACAGCGACAAACUAUAACUUCAUUGUAAGAAACGAAACAGAACAAACUUCCGGAGCACAUCGUCUUUAACUGCGUGAUCCGGCCUCUUCAACGAUGCGAAUCUGGAGGACCAAUCAGGCUGAAAAGGACAAGAAAAAACAAUGGUAAAAUGUGUCCUUGCCAACUAUUUUCGUUUCAUCACUCAUUACAAAAAACCGAGCUAGUCAUGUAAUCUUGUACGUAUCAACCUACAAUCGUCACUCGUCCGUCAUAUUAAUUGAAAUACCCAACUGAGCCAAUGAUCACUCCCACCAAUACCUUAUCUAUUACGUACCUGGGCCGGGAUACCCAUUUCCAAGCGUUUCUAAUCCGGGUGGGCUAAUACUCGCCUCCGUGUCCUUUAUAAAAUCAUGACUUUACGUCAUCUUAUUAGUAAAAUCUGGUAAUUUUAUUAAAGGACACGGAGGCUCAUAUUAGGCUAGUUUAAAGCUGCGAGAUAACUACGCUGGACACGUGCUCUGUGGGUCGAAAGUAAUAUUCCUUAAACGUCGACUCACGCGACCAAUCCGCUGUUCUCAAAAGAUCCUCCAAUCUACAGCCCGAACUGAAAACUUUGGACGCCAUAGCGCCCCUGGUAGAGUGUGCCCCAUAGACAGCAGUAUCUAUGUGCGCCAUUGUCAUUACCCAUUUCACCCACCGGGCGAGAGUCACCGUGGAUACCGGAUGAUGAGGUUGAUGAUGAGAGCCAAAAAUAAUUCUGGGUGCAUCGGAUUCCUGAAUCCAAAGGUUCGUUUCUCGUAUUCCCGUAGGCAGUCUACUGGACAAAGUUUGAUGUUAUGUGGAAACGAGGGAUAAGAAACUGAAGUAAUUGCUGACUUAGUACGCCUGGAGAUGUUGAAGGAGACUCCCGUGGGGGUAAAGGAGCGUGCCGUAACAUCCAGUGCUCUAACAUCUGACACCCUCUUGCAGGAAAUCAGGCACAAAAGCAUGGUCAGUUUCGCUGACAAUUGUUUAAGCGAGAAUGCAUCAUUGUGUGGCCAAGAUUCCAACAAUUGUAGGACUGAAGUGACGUCCCAUAAUGCCGUGUACUUGGGUUGCGGGGACCGUGCAAACCGAAUUCCCCGUAGGAGACGGCAUACCGGCAGCUGUUGUCCCAUCGGGGUUCCAUCUAUCCCUCUAUGUCCUGCGGAAAUCGCCGAUCUAUAAACAUUAAUGGUUCGGUAUGCGAAGCCUUGGGUGUACAGGUCAGUGAGGAAACGUAACAAAGGAGCUAUAGGCGCACAUACGGGAUCCACUCGUUGCUCCAGGCACCAACGACUCCAUCCGUUCCAGGCAUGGAGGUAGGACCUUCUAGUUCCGGCGCCCAAGCUCCUGCCAGUAACUCGAUAGUUUCUCGUGGAACAUCUGGCACAACCCAGGGUCCCCGGAAAGGAGCCACGCCACAAGCUUGAGCUGCCCUUGAGCCAGUAAGGGAUGUGGAUUGCCCUCCGGGUCCGAUAAAAGGAAUAAGGCAUCCGGGAGUAAUCGCAGGAAGUCCACCGACAUCUCCAUGAGUGUUGGAAACCACGGUUGAGCUGUCCAAAACGGGGCUACGAGGACCAGUGUUGCUUGGGUCCGUCUGAGAUGCACCAGUGUCCGGGCUAUGAGGGCGAACGGUGGAAAGGCGUAUAAUCGGCCGUCCGGCCAGUGUUGGAGGAAAGCAUCCGUCGCCAGUGCGUCCGGAUCCGGUCUCCAGCUGAAGAAUGUUGGUAAUUGGGAGUUCAACCGAGAUGCGAACAAAUCGAUCUGCAUUGGGCCCCAGAGCGUCUGAAGUCGUAAGAACACAUUGCGGUUCAGCCGCCAAUCGCUGGCGUCGUACAGAUGUCUCGAAUGCCAAUCCGCCACGACAUUGGAUAAACCCGGAAUGUAUUCCGCCUGUAUUGAAAUAUUGCGAUCCAGGCAGUAUUGCCAGAACUCCUUGGCCAGGUCUGUCAAAAUCUCUGAUUUCGUGCCACCCAGGUGGUUGAUGUACCGGACCGCUGAAAUGUUGUCCAUGCGCAGGAUUAUGGAGCAAUUUGUCGCGCCCCCGAGAAGGCUCUUCAGUGCAAACGACCCCGCUAUCAGCUCCAAGCCGUUGAUGUGUAGGCUUUUUUCUGCACACGACCAUAUUCCUCCGGUGGAGAUAGGCCCGCAACGUGCUCGCAUUGGACUCGAGGAUGAAAUCCGGGGCCGUCCCAAAGAUUGCUCUGCCGUUCCAUGCUUCCAUAUGACGCAGCCACCACGUGAGUUCCUGCUUGGCUGCGCAAUCGAGCGGCACUGAGUCUGAGUACGAGUGCCCUGAGCGCAGCUGUGUGGCUUUCAGUCGUUGUAGGGCCCUGUAAUGGAGUGGACCCGGGAAAAUUGCCUGAAUGGAGGCCGAUAGGAGUCCGAUAAUCCUGGCCAACUGCCGUAGUGUCAACACUGGUCGUGUGAGCGACCUGCGGAUCUCCUUUUUUAUACUUUUGACCUUGUCCGUUGGUAGGCUGAGUGUCCCCGUGACUGCAUUGAUAUGGAAACCCAAGAACUCUAUGGUUUGAGACGGUGUCAGUACCGAUUUCUCCCAAUUGACGAGAAAUCCUAAGUUUUGGAGCAACGUCAGUGCCCAUGUCAGGUGUUCCCGCAGUUGGGAGAUCCCUUGCGCCAUGAUCAGCAUAUCGUCCAGAUAGAUGAUCAUCCGGACACCCCUGCUUCGGAGCAAGGCGACCACCGGCUUCAUUAAUUUUGUGAAGCACCAAGGGGCCAAUGAAAGACCAAAGGGGAGACAUCGAAACCUCCACGUCACUCUGUCCCAUUGGAAUUGGAGCAGCCGAUGGCACUCCUCCGCCAUCGGGACCGUGAGGUAGGCAUCCUGUAGGUCCAGUUUGACCAUCCAAUCCCCUAGUCUGAGUAGGUCCCGAAGGCAAUGGAUACCCUCCAUCUUGAAAUGGUGGUACCGUACAAAGGCGUUUAGUGGGCGCAGGUUGAUGACUGGGCGUACUCCGCCACCUUUCUUGGGUACCAAAAACAGGUUGCUCGUGAACCCAGGAAAAGGUGACGAGGCCUGAUAUAUGGCGCCUUUUUCUUGUAAGGCGGCAAUCUCCUUGUCCACUAAUCCUCUGUCUUGUGUUGAAAAAGCUAUUGGGUGUGGCCUGCCUGCUUGGACAGGGGUUUGUACAAACUCUAUGUGAUACCCCGUGACAGUAUUGAGGACCCAUGCGUCCGUCGUCAGGCGUUGCCAGUUCCCCAGAAAGUGUGACAGUCUGCCCCCCACAGUCGGUAUACCCGGGGAGGGGAAACUUAGCACACUCACCAUAAGGACGUCGGCCGUAAGAAUUGCCCCUGGGUCCUCGCGGCUGCCAUGGCCUGGCUCUGACUGGAAAGAAGGGAGAAGGUGCUCUAGUCUCCGGUGGCUGGGUUCGAACCGUGGCGGGACCUCUGUAUCCCCGGUAGGAACUGCGGGAGGAGCGGCCGGGCAGACGGCCCCGGUGUCUGCCGGCCCCGCCAAAAACUCUGGGGGAGAACACUCGUUUUAAGUUCGUCUGUGCCUUGUCAAGGGCCGUAAAGGUACUCACGUACGUGCCCAAUUCCUUAACGAAACUGUCUGCGAACAGGAGGCCCUUGGCUUGCGGUCCCGGUUCGGAGAGGGCCAUGUUAACCAGUUUGGGCUCGAUUUUCAUCAGAAUAGUCUUGCGCCUCUCAGUGGCUAUCGCAGCAUUUGCGUUGCCGAUGAGGCAUAUGGAUCUCUGGGCCCAGCCCCUAAUGGCCAGAAUAUCAAGGGGUGUACCUUCAUUUAAAGCCUCCUCAACCAGUUCAAAUAUUUUGGCACUAGGGCCUAGUGUAUCCAGCACCUUAUCCUGGCACUGCCGCAGGGAAUAAUCAAGACCCUUUUUGGCUUUCCAGCCCGAUUUCCCCAGGAACUGCGCUAUUUUGGGGUCUAUGUCUGGUGUGAUGCAGGCCAUGUCGGGCACUGUCGGGCGCGGGCACUCCGCCCGCAGUUUUUGUCUGGCGGUCUUAUCUAAGGGUUUACGGAUUCUGGCCGCAAUGUAUCGUGCCACAUGGUCGGUUGGGUACCACUCCGCCGACCUAGGGUUCUGCAGAGUAUCAGGGUCGAACAGAGGUUCACCCUGCGGAUCCAAUAUGGCGGAAUCAUCCGCAGUAUCAUGCAAAGGGUUAGGCGGGUUGCGUGCUGGACUACGGUCGGGGGAGGACACCUCCCAAUCAUUGGAGUCAACUUCAUCGGACUCGCUCAAAACCUCCUCCGUAUCCGAACCAGAGUCAGAAGCGUCAGUUUGGGCUUUUGCCCACUUCCAUGUCCUCGCUGCUUUUGCCCGGCGGGUGGCUCGUUUUCGUGGGGGCCCCACGACCUCAGGUGUGACAGGACGUACCCUGUCCGUCAGUUCAGUUUUGGAGGUGUACUUUCCCAUGUAGUGGGUUUUUCUCACAGCCUUACGGCCCUCUUUCUGUACCAGACCUUCGUCUGUGACCCUGCCCAGGGCUCCCUUCGGGUUGGCUGCCUUAAUAGCAGUGGAAAUAGAGUGGGAUAUGUUGUCAGACAUAUCCCCCAUUGCGGUAUAGAUAGCCUGCAAGGAACGCGGGCAAACCAGAAAUAUACCGAGGGAGAAUCCCUCAAAGACAAAGCUAGCUAGAAGAAAAAUGCAGCAAAAUCAAGUAUCAGCACAACAAACAGUGAAGAACAUAAACACAUAAACUAAACAGUCACAAAAAGGAGUCAGAGAAAAAACAGUGAUACUUAGCUGAGGCAGCAGCAAAGAAAGAGGAAGAGGAAGAGGAUACAGGAGAGGAUAUGGGAGAAGGACUGUUCCUAUUGGUGGGAAGUUGGUGAUGUAAUGUUAACCCUGUGAGGGUAGUUAUGUAUGUUUUCUUUUUCCUAUACAAAUAAACACCUUAGCUUUUUCUUUGCUGCUGAGGAAAUAAAAGAAAGAGAGAAGCCUAAUAUGAGCCUCCGUGUCCUUUAAUAAAAUUGUGAAUAUCUUGAUAUUUUGCUAACUGAGUGAACCUAAAAAGUUUGUAUUAGCACUUUCAAGAAAUCUGAAUUUCCUGUCUGGAAUAGUUUGCGAUAGUAACAAUGAAUAAACAUAUCAGUUGGAAAUGUUGAUCCAACUUGAAAAAAAUUCUUCUAUCUCACUUAUUCAUGCUGCUCAGCUCUUCUGGCCAUAAAUUUGUAUUUUGCAGUGCUUGCCGGGAAAUACUUGUGAUCUCUGCAUGGGAGUCAUUUAGUCUCUUAAAAUGAGUGUUGUUUCUUAUCCUAAUUUUUACAGCACCAACAUAUAACGCAGCACAUUACAGCUUUUAAUGGUGAUGCAUAACAGCAAGUCAUGCGUACUGUAGUCAUGCCUGAGGCAGAUAUCACACACUUCGUUCUAGCCAUACACAAAUGAAUGUGAUUGGAAAUGUGAUUGGCUGCAAGCGGACAGCUGACACUCUCAGCCAAUUGCAGGAUUGCUUCCUCAUUAGCCCAAGCAGCACAGAGGGGGGAUGGACUGCUGAGGAUUCUCUUUUUGGCAUUAAAACAUUAAAAUUGUUUAAUGCUGAAUGGAAGGAUGGCGUCAGGGGAUUCCAGACACUAAAACACUUCAGUGAGAUGAAGCAAUCACUGUGCCCAUAGUGUCCUUUGAAGUUAUAAUUUUGGUUUGUUCCAUAAACCACACAGCUAAAAGUUUAUUUCAAGAUAGCUUCAUAAACAAUAAUAUGCUUCAUAUGAAGGUAAGAGAGUAGCACCCCACAGCAUUUUCCAGUAGUAUAUGUAACUAAAAGCAAGGAGAAAUAUAUGGUGUAGUACAUGCAUGUCAAACUCAAAGGCUAACAUGGGCCAAAAAAACAAGGUUUAAGUUUAUGUGGGCUGCAAAAAGCAAAACCUGAGUUUUCAUAGAAAUGUAGGUUUAUUUAGAAAAGUACAGUAUAAAAAAAGUUGCCUAAGCGUCAUUGAACAUCCUCACGCUCGUAAGACUUCAACGUAAACAAAAGAGCGAAUUUAUUUUAAGGAGACUGAAUUUUUCAGUCCAACUACAUUGACUACAUUGAAUUUUUCAGUCCAACUACAGUGCAGCCAAUGAGCAUCUCCAUGGGGAGCGUUCAGCGCCUCCAUGCAGACACAAUCUAAUACACUGCCCAUCCCCCCCCAUUCUAAUACACUGCCCACAAAUCCAAUACAUUGUCCCAAAACCAAUACACUGUCCCCACUUCCCUCCACUCUUAUACACUGCCCCCUCCCCCCAAUCUAAUACUCCCCUCCCUCCCCCCAAUUUAAUAUAUGGCCUCCCCCAAUUUAACAUGCUGCCCCCCCUUUCACCACUCUAAUACACUGCCCUCACCUUCCUCCAAAUUAAUACACUGCCCUCCCUCCAAUUUAACAAUCUGACCCCCUCCCACCACUCUAAUACACUGCCUCAGCCUCCCACCACUCUAAUACAGUGCCUCCCCCUCCCACCACUCUAAUACAAUGGCCCCCUCCUUCCCCCAAUUUAAUAAUUUAAUACACUGGCCCCCCUUCCUCCCCCAAAUAAAUACAUUGCCUCUCCAGUUUAAUACACUGACCCCCUUCCCUCCCCCAAAUUAAUACACUUCACCCUCCCUCAUUAAAAUUAAUACACUGCCUCCCCUCCCCAAUUUAAUACACUACACAGCAAGGUCCCCCAAGUCCCUCUUCUCCUACCUUAAGAUGAGCCGCCCGUCCUCCAGUUCCAGCUCUGCUCAAGCAGGCCAGAUGCUCUUCUGGCACUGCGAGCAGGAGACAGACACUGUGCCCUCUUGUGGCUGUGGUAGCACGCGAUCGGCAGUGGGAGGGAAGACAAGAAUCAGAGAGGAAAUAUCUUUCCUGUCUUGCGGCUGGUUGCAGCCACAGCACAAAGCGGCCCCAGGGCAAGUGGCCGCAAAUGCGGCCUGUGGGCCGCAAGUUUGACAUGCUUAGUUUAUUAUUUCUCGCACAGGGUAAGAAUAAAAAGGAGAUACACUUAUAAAUGGACGGAGCUGUCAAGAGCUCCACUUGUAUGUGUUUGUGAGCGUGACAAUCCCCGCUUAUGGAUUCUAUUGUAUCUUGGUCCCAGUUAGUGAUCUAGGGUAAAUAGAAUAAAAACACACAUACUAUAGUGCAGUAUGUCUGAAUAAGUAAAAUAGGAUAUAAAUGCACUCACAUAUUAUGGAAAUAAAAUAGAUAAAAUAUAAUAGGAUACAUAUUCUUCAGUAUACUACAUUGUUGUAACAUACAUUUGGUGACUUUCAAAUAGAAUAAUUUUACAAAACAAGCUAAUUAUAUUUCCUUUAAACACUAUAUCCAGUGAAUAAGAGCAUUCUAGUUACCUAUUGCCUAUGGCUGUUUGUGUUAAAUUCCAUUGGUUGUGAUUCCUGCCAUUAGAUUAAAAUCUUGGAUGGUUACGUAAACAGUCAUUGUGCUAUUUCUUUUACCCAUUCAUUUUAACCUGCUUUGUUUCCCUUUUAGCACCAAAAACAUUGCUGUACACGAUGUCACGGUUUGUUUUUUUGCUAGUUGUAGUUCAGACAAUAUUUCUACAGCAAAAAUCUGGCAACUAAAAUUCAGUACCACUGUUGUAGCAAUAAAGCACUGGUUAUAUGGGCGAGCCUGGCAAAGUUAUAGAACGUUAGGAAAGUUAAAGUACUAUAACCACUAAACAUCAAAUCAUUAACAUUAACAAGCCUACAUAAUAUGUUUUAUUUCCCCUAUAUUUAACACACAUAUAUGUGUGAGGUAUAAAAAUGUGUGUAUGUAUAUACAUAACUCUGUUCCUGUACAUCCAGUUGUCUGGUUACAGUUAUAUGUCUGUUAGUCCACCCAUUGUUCAGCCCUACGGAAUCUGAUGGCGCUAUAUAAAUAAUAUAAUAAUAAUAAUAAUAUAUUUUUUACAGUUUUUAUUUUUCAAGUCACUAGUGCGUAGCAUAACAAACAAGCUUACUUAGACAUUUCUCAAGAGUAUAAAUGACAAUAAAAAGGUAGAGAUGUAUCAUAAAAUGAAUCCUUCAAUGCUUUGUAUAGUAAAUGAGAAUACCAACACUCUUGGCUUGGGAAGAGAACAGAAAUUAGGUAUGUAAGUAGCGAGGCAUAGAUAGACAUGUGUUUAACAUAUUAGGAAGGCCACUGGAUCCGAGCUCACUAUCGUGACACUGCUCCCUACUAUCUAAAACUGAGAACAAUAUACUGAAACAGAAGUAAAAUAAACAAAUGCAAUGAAAACAAUGCCUAAUUAAGCAUGUAAGGACUCAAGAAGGCUAGAUAAUUAGGGUAGCAUCCACUAAUCGUGGCUAGACCCCACAAAAGUAGCUGUUAGGCUGCCCGAUUAGUAGGGCUGUUUUCAGCCAAUUCCCAAAAUUGGAAAGCACAUGUGUGCAGAGGUUGUUGAAGGUAGUGCCACCACAGGUACGAGUCAGGGCGUCCCUCCAACCAAAGGCCUGUAUCCUGGCCCGCAUCUACGAACCACGAAAUCGGGGGCUCAUAGAGUCAAAGUCCUUCCCUGAAGGGGAGUAACAGAAGACCCUGAUAGUGUGUAACCACUGGCUGUGGUCAGCCUUCUGUCCAUGUGGACAAUGUGGUGGGUUCUCACCCCUGAUUGCCUCGGCACAGGUAGGCUAGUAGUAGUAGGAAUUUGCAUUUGAGAAGGCUGUUUGCCAGAAAGAGGCCCACUCACUCCCUGGAUCCCACUCCUCCAAUCACCUACUUGAGGUUGAAGCAACAUGGCUACCUGACGUGCCGCCAAAGAGGCCCAGAAACAAUCAAUCUCCUCCUAUCACCUCGUGAUAUUCCUUCUUGGGUUGCAUAGGAUUGUGACCAUGAGGAAGAAGUGUAGUUGCCAUCUUGGUAGAACAAGCUCCAGUUAGAGAUUGAGCAGGUAGCGUUGUAGAGAUUAAUGCUGAUGUGCAUCGUAAGCCAGUGGGGAAUGGGAUAACCCACCCCAGUCCAGAGGGGGGAGGGGUUACAGGAUAUCUCCGUGAGGAUGCAGUUUUGUGCAAAACGGGAGACCGGCCACCUUACCCGUCUGACAGGUAUACUGGGCCUCUCUGGAACCUCACGGAGAUGCAAAGAAGGCACUCCUAGGGCAGCGUGGCUGGCUUUCCCCAAAAAUGGAAUUAACUGUAGAAAUACACACCUCUUUAUCCUAUAACUUUGUGUAGUUAUCUUAGCUGUCCUUAACUCCUGGCAGUCAGCAUAGAGAAAGCACAUAUAGAAGAGAAGACUUUAAACCAUCAGGGUUAUUUAUCAAAGUGUUUUUUUUUAAUUUUAAAGGGGGAGGAGUCAACAAUGUUGUGUGCCUGCUGGUACCACUGGUUUCUAUGGUCAUAGCCCCACUUUUAUUAUUUUAGACUCCUUUUUAAAACAACACUUUGUGUCUAUUCCUCCUGUUUGUUUGCAAUGUUUGCCUUGGAUGGUUUGCCUGGACUGAACUGGCGUGUUAUGUAAUCUGCCAAAUCUUUUCAUUUCAAAGCAAGUAGAGCAUCACAUGAAAAAAAAAGCAUGUUAAAAGUAGAUUUUAUUAGUGUUUUAUUCAAUGGUGUAAUUUCCAGAUAUGUAACUGCCCUUCUUAAAUGAGCUGAAUCACUUCCUGCUGUGGUGAGAUUCUACUGUAGAAGCCUCACAUCCUGUGUAUUUUGUAACUGCAGUAUUAUCAUGAUGUUUAUUAUUAAUAAUGUGUUAUUUUUGCAUAUACUUAUGAAUGCAUCACCAAUAUAAAAACCAGAAUGGAUCAUCAAAGGUUAUAUGUCACUUUAUAAAUAGGAGUAAAAUUCCAUUUUGGAAUAAACACCAGAAUAUUUAUUGAGACACAAAGGAAAAAUGCAUCACAAUAAAAGCUGGUAUACAUCAGACCAGUCGUUCAUAGACAGAAUAUCGCAUUGUGUAUACAAAAUAAUAAUGCCUCGUUUUACAUUGUUUAAGAUGUCAUGUAAGUUAUCUCGAGAGCAAGUGCUAUGUAAAAAUAAACAACUUGUUGCAUUAUUAGGUGAGUAUGAGAUAGUUAUGAUAAGAUGCACAAAGAUAAUUGCACCGUGUUAAAGCAUGUCAUAAGGUAAAUUAAGUAAGGAAGGGUGCAACAGACAAAAUGAACAGUGCAUAAUUAUAAAAAAAUAAAUAUGGAACUGUUAUCUUUUGAUAGCUGUUGUUUGUCUUUGCUCCCUAGAUGAGAUUAGGAGAUUCUUCCAUGAACAAGAAGCUGAAACAUCUCUGGUCAAGAUGCUGGGCAAUGAGAACGACAGUGUCAAGGCUGCAGCUCUACUCGCUAUUUCUGUUAUGUGCGAAAACAUGGCGAGCAAAGAGAUCUUAAAUAGAAACGGUUAGCGGCAUGCAUUACUAGUAUCGCUAAUACUGAACUUACAUAUUCUACAAUAUAAGUAAUGAACAAUAUGGCUGUCCCCGAUUUUAUCCUCUAAACUGGUUGGAAAAAAAUAGAGCAUUUGCAUAUAUAUGCACACAGAAACACACAUCUGGCAUGUGUGUAUAUGUAAAUAUAAAAGUGCGUGUGUGUAUAUGCAUAGAUAGAUUACAAUAAAGGUAGAAAACUAGAACAUACAUUUGAGGCAUUGAAAACAUUACUAGAGUCAGGUGCAUCAUUAAGACAAUGAAAGUGCAGUCCAGCAUGGGUCUGAGAAAAUCCAGUAUUAUCUAAGCAGGUCUCUCUUUAUUCAAGUCCAGAUAGGGUUUGGGAAUGAAAUACAUACUGAAUGUUGAAGCAAUGGAGUUGCCAACAUGGUGUGCCCUAAAUUGUGCAGUUCUGGGCAAUUUGAACUAUUGCAGUAAAACUCACAAGGUUGUCUCUUGAAUUUUUAUUUCUUUGAUCAAUCCCUUAUUAAUCCAAGUUUGUGCCCAAAAUUGCUGAUCUUCCAUAUUGUUAGCAAUUUUAGCCUACAGAGUUCGAUGUUUAGUCUACGGUAAGUUCCAGGUUUUCUCCGAAAUGGACAAUUCGGUAUGUUAACUAACACAAGUAACUUGAGAACUGACUUUCAAACCUGAGGCUCUUUUUGACAAAAUCUCCACAUCAGGUCUGUUUUUGUUUUAUUUUUUUUCAAGUCACUUGUCAUGUUACCACAACUCAACCCCAAUAUUUCAAUCCAGGUUUGAGGUUAUCUUGUUGCCUAAAAUUGUAAUUUUCAAAGUCAACACAAAGGGCAAGAUCAGGCUGUGUAAUUAUUUGUGCAGUGUGCAAUGAAUUGUUCAGUACUUUAUUUUUCUAAGCUAAAGGAACACUAUAGUGUAAGGAAUAUUAAAUUGAAUAUUAAAAAAGGGGGGAGAAAAAGUUUAAACCUACUAUUUUUCCAGCGCUGAGACUGACUCGGUGCAGCCGCCAGCCCCUCCUCCUGCAACAUCAUCUGGCAGGUGUUGCUUAUUCGUCGAAUCCAAUACUUCUCAUAAAGGAGCAUUGGGAAUGAGAAGAGCAUGCUUUCUAUGAGAAGCAUUUAGAGGAGGUGACAUGUGAGUAACAAGCCUCGUCAGCACCUCUAGUGGCUGUCAGCAGAACAGCUAGAGUUGUGUUUGGCUCUGCAGUAAAAACAUUUUUUGUAUCUACAAUGGUGCACAUUGCAGAGCUAAAAUGACAGAGGCACUGCACCCAGAACACGUCAUUGAGAUUAAGUGGUCUGGGUGCCUACAUGUACUUUUAAGUUGCUCAUGUAAAUGUAUGCCCAGCAACUUGAGCGUUAAAUUCCCAAACCUUUUAAAGUUAAAUAUAAGUUAUAGCUCAGGGUUUAAACUUGAAUGGGUCCGUCUGCACCUGGAGCAUAUCUGAGAACCAUAAAAUUAAUUUCUCAUGAUUUACUGCUUUUGGGAUAGACAACAUGGGUGCAUUGAUGUGGGUGUUUGACCUUGUGUGCAGGGCCGGCGCGUCCAUAAGGCGGCACAGGCGGCCGCCUUAGGGCGCACCGGCCCGGGGGCGCAAAUGUCCGGGUGACCGGCAGGAGGGAAGCGCACAGCUCCCCUCUCCUGCCGGUCAAAGCACAGUUUAUGGUACACAUGUUGGGAAAGUCCUCCCAAGACUAGUGGGCAGGACCAGCUCCUCCAACUCCCAACUACCUCAGGCAGCACUUUGGAUCCCAGGUAAGCCCCCCUCCUGAACCUGUUGGUCAGUGUGUCUGUGUGUAUCCAUGUCUGUCAGUGUGUGUGUGUAUCCAUGUCUGUCAGUGUUGUGUAUCUCUGUCAGUGUAUGUGUAUAUGUGUAUGUGUGUAUCUGUAUGUUUGUCAGUGUGUUUGUAUAUAAUAUAUCUACACACUGUACUAUGUCUGUCACAGUCUACGAAUGUGUAUCAAUCACACCAACCAACAUUAUAUAUAAACACACACCUACGUUCAAAAACCAACACUACACAUAAAUGCAUGCUUGCAUUCAAAUGCAAACACUACAUACAAACACACCGCUACAAUCAUACAAACAUACUCCAUACAAACACAUGCUUACAGUCAAACACACAAAUACUGCUCCAUGCUAAAUACAAUACUGCAAGCAUGGGGAAUCGGUAGAGCCCCAGCUUUCAAAGCAUUGUUGAAGUUGCACGACAGAUGGGGAUCUAUCUUUUAGCCAUCCUGUGUACAUACACAGACCAUCAUACAGAGACAUACAGUAUGUAUGUCUCUGUAUGACUGUGUGUAUGUAUUCAAAAGGAAUAAACGCAGUCAACACUCCAAUAGUACGGAUGGUAUAUUUAUUGAUAGGUGAACCACCCCAAAGAAAGUGCGUUGUUUCAGCUCAGCAGAGCCUUAUUGCAUGAGCUGAAACAUCACACUUUCUAUGGGGUGUUUCACCUACCAAUAAAUAUACCAUCCUUACUAUUGGAGUGUUGCCUGCGUUUAUUCCUAUUGAAGACUUUACUGGUGGAUCCAGCGAUGUCCGCCUGACACGGAGCAUCCACCACUGUUGAUGGCCGGAGCAUUUACACGGUAUCUGUGUAUGUAUGUCUCUGUAUGCCUAUCUCUAUGUUUCUUUAUGUCUGUCUGUAUUUCUGUGAGGGCCUGUGUCUGUAUGAAUGUAUGUCUGUGUUUGUAUGACAAUGUACCUGUAUGUGUAGAUUGUAUGACUGUGUUUGUUUGUGUGCCUUUUAUGACUGUGUGUCUGUAUAUCUUUGUGACUGUGUGCCUGAAAAAUUAUGUCUGUGUGCUUGUAUGGUUGUGUGUCUGUAUGUUUGUGUAUUUGUGCAUGUAUGUAUUUUUGCCUGUAUCUAUGUCUAUGUGGAAGAAAAAGAGAGAUAGAUAGGGGCUGGCGGGGAAGUAAGAAAUACAUAAGAGGUGUUGUAGGAGACACACUAAAGGGGGGUGUAAGGCACAAAGGGGCCAAAGGGAUAAGACAUUCAAGAGAGUGGAUAUGCAACACUAAUGGGGGUAAGAAAUUCAAAAGGGGGCUACGAGACACAGAGGUGAAGAUGCAUUGUAUUUUUUUUUUUUUGGGGGGGGGGGGCGUCAAAAUGCAUCUUCGCCUGUGUAGUCAAAAAUCCUAGCACCGGCCCUGCUUGUGUGCAUGCUCUCGAUUGUUUUAAUAAAGACAAACAUGGGCAAAUUUGGGAAAUCUAAGUGUAGGUUCAGCCUCAUAGUUUUUAGUUUCGUUGUGUCCUAAAUUUGGUACUCAGACACCACCCAAUGUAUCUUUAAAUCUGUUUCCAAUAGGGAUAUCUCAGAUAGUUGCUUUGUUGAAACGAGAAAAUGACGGAGUUAAGGAGGCAGCAGCGUUUGCCUUGGCCAAUCUCACCACUGCAUAUCCAAACAAUGCCAGGUAAGGGAGCACCUAUAUAAGGAGAAAUUAUGGCAAAUUAUUUAACCCUUUCAGAGCUGGAUACCAAAACCCUUUCUCAAAACUUAUUCUAAAGUGUUAAAAGAUAUCUCACUGUUAUCUGUUUAUACCUUGCUUUAAGCAGAAUCUGAGAUAGUAUGAUGCAUUUUUCUGUUUCAUAUGUGUCUGCUUUCAUAUUGUCAAAUAAUUAAAAUCAAGCUCCUUGUCUGACUGAAUGAGUAAUCCCUGUCAUCCUCAUCUGCCUCUUUAACUUUUUUUAAUUGAAAAAAUGGCAUAACAAUUAUUUGACACAUGGAAUGAAUAGGUGGAACAUAAUUCAAAAACAAAUCUGCAAUUGCAUAUGUUGAUUACUGUUCAUGUCUACAUUUUUGAAUUAUGUAAAUGUUUUUCAUUUAUUCAUUCAUCCUUUGCAGAGAGAUUUUAUGGUAUACUUUUCUUUCAAAAUUUCUGACAGCAAUGGUGGGUGGCUUUUACUACCCCUGUGCUCCAUGCAAAGGGUCUGAACAGAGACCCUGAUGAUGCAUUUGUUGUUCUUCCAGUGCUGGUUUGGCAAGAGAAAGGUAAGAUGGGCUAAAUUACCCAAACUGGAAGAAUAGAUGAUUUGGAGAAUUUUUCCAAUUCGGGAAUUUUGACCUACAAUUUUACAUUUCCUGACAAUUCACAAUUUAGUGAUUAACCCUGCCUGGAAAAACAAACAAACAGUUAAAGCGACCUUUAUCACAAAUUAUUGCUGUUAUCAUACUUUCAGCCAAUGCAAUUAGGUCUUCUUACCAUCUCAUCAAGAGCUAGAUUCUUAUCUCAUUUACAAGUUUGAUGGAAUUCUUUCAUGAGAAAUAUAUCUUGUCAUUUUAUCUUCCUUUGUAUGGUAGUUUCAUGUGUUUUAGUGCAACUGACACCAUUUUUUUAUUUUUCAGAGUUUAUUGGUGUAGCAUUACUUAAUUUAUUGACUUAAUCUGGUUUCUCAUGAAACUGCUGCUGUAACUAGCUCUUAAUAAAGUGGCACUAUCGUGAUUCUUUUUUUCUUUCAGUUUUCCCUCCCUUAUGCAUAUUUUAUUUUAUCUUAAUGAUUAUAAUCCCCACUUGCCUUUAUUUAUAUUUAUUAUCUUUUCAUCAUUGCACCGGAUAUCGAUAUCUGGAUGCUGCCAUUUUUUUCUACUUUGCCCAUGAUGUCUGCAGUUUUCCCGUCUGUGGGAUUCUUUUGACUGAUGGAUUGUGGGUAAAUUAGCUUACAAUUUUAAAUGGAACCUUGCUGAAGCUCCAGUCAUUGUCAAAGAUUGCUAGAGAUCCCACUUUAUCGACUACACGCUAUCUGUGGCAUCCUGACCCUUUCUUACAUAUGCCUUUUGUCUCAGUGAAAGUUAACAUUAGGCCUUGCUGUAUUUGUUCAUCAUUCUGUUGUUUCACCCCUACCUUCUGAAUAGGUUAAUUUUGGACCACAAUUUGUGAAUAAACAUUAACUGAGGAUAUUAGUUCUCUAUAGAUUUUAGAUGGUUUUAGAAACAUAGAAUGUGACGGCAGGGCCCAUCUAGUCUGCCCAAUUUUGUAAAUACUUUCCCCUGGCCUUAUCUUAUAGUUAGGAUAGCCUUAUGCCUAUCCCACGCAUGCUUAAACUCCUUUACUGUGUUAACCUCUACCACUUCAGCUGGAAGCCUAUUCCAUGCAUCCACUACCCUCACAGUAAAGUAAUACUUCCUGAUAUUAUUUUUAAACCUUUGUUCCUCUAAUUUAAGACUAUGUCCUCUUGUUGUGGUAAUUUUUCUUAUUUUAAUUAUAGUCUCCUCCUUUACGGUGUUGAUUCCUCCUUUAUUGUGUUUUGUAACACAUAGAUCUGAAUAUGAUCAGCAUUCACAACAAUAUCAGUUAAUCAGUCUUGUCAGUCACUGUUUGGUUGUGUUCAUCGAAAAUGUAAAAGGUAAUAGUUUGUCUUGGUUUAUCUAUUGGUGUACUGUGCUGCACUAUUGUGAUUGUAAUGGUUGGGUACAUGACUCUAUGCUAGUCAUGCAUUUAACCUUUCCCUCUCCCUUUAAACGAAUACUCAAAGAAGCAUAAUCACUACAAAAUAUUACCCGGGGUCCACUACAACCUCAGUGAGAGCUAGAAGCUCUCUGUCUGAGCCAAGCCUGAUGGUACAAGGCUUAGUUCAUUGGCUGAGAGUGAUCAGAUGACUCUUAACUCAGAUUGUGUAGGUCGUGGUGGAGAGGUGCUAAAGAACUUUCUAAAACAGAUGAACUCUUUACAAUGGAGGAGGGGGCGUCAAUGCACUCCUGUGAUCAUGACUACUGCACCAUGUUGUAAAGGUUACGGAGUUUGGUGGGUUCCACUAAUAAUUAUUUCACUGUAUACUUUGCCACACGCUUCCAAAAAAAUGAGGUUUAAUUAAAAAGAAAUACUGGAUUAGAGUGUUUUAAGCUGCAUAACUGUGGUAUGUGGAAAGUUAGGGCAGCUAGAGAAUUAUGUAAAGCUGUAUAUGAAGGACUUAUGAAGCCUCAUAUUUUAUAAAUAGUCUGUUUUAAAUACUACUUAUUAAUAUAGAUUAAGUGGAUCUAAUGGCAAAAAUUACAACCACAGCUGGUUUAAUAAAAUGCAUUUCUUUAAAGUUGUCUUUCAUUUUUUUGUUAGAACUUUACUGCCAUCUAUUGGUCAUAAUGCGAUAUUUCAUUUAUUGAAAGCAGCAAUCAAACUUGUAAGUCUAGAAUUGUAAUUUGUACUCAUACUGUUAACCCAUUUCUAUUUGGAAAUAAAUGAUUUGUAUUCUAGAUCUCAUUAACUGUCCGUUAGUUUAAUCACACAAAGAUGCAAUCCCCAAAUCAACUUCACACGUGCAGUUUACAAACAUAUAUAUUACUGCUUUAAAAAUGAACAAAGGGAAACUAUGCUUUAAACAAACUAAAAAAUUACACCCUCAUAUGUUACAUUGCUUUUCUUUAAAAGGGAAAUUCAUGGUUGGAGGUCUUCAACAUCUUCUAAUUACUGUAUAUAUGGUUUUAUCGGUGAUCGGUUUUGCUGAAACUUCUUAAUUAUCACCUAAAGAUUGUUUUCCUUCUUUUAAUUAGAGCUGUAGCAGAAGCAGAUGGUGUUAAUGCCUUGAUUAAUCUUCUGUCGGAUAAAAAAGAAGACCCUGUAACAAACGCAUGUACAGUACUAAUUAAUAUGGCUACCCAGGAACCUCUACGAUCCAUUAUUCAAACCCAUGGUGUAAUGCAUGCUCUUGUCGAACCUUUGCGCUCUGCUAACAAUAUGGUGCUCAGCAAAGCUACCCUCACUGUUGCAGCAUUUGCAUGUGAUGGAGACUCAAGAACAGAGGUAAGGAAAUGUCAAUGACCACAAGCUAGCUUACACAUUAAACAUUGUUUGUGCUCAUACCUUCUCUGCAACUCUUCCCUGCUGACUUCUUCUGUUCCUUUGCUACUAUCAUCUUCUAUGUUCCCUAAUUUUGUGGUUCAAGGUGAUAUUUACUUUCAUAGUUAUACUUUUAUAUAUUUUAUAUAUUGUAUACCUAUAGUAACUUUUUCCACAGGGAGUCACUGUAUUGUUCUCAGAUCUAUUUUAUCUGAAAAAUGUUAAAGGGAUACCCCAGACCCCUAAACAACUUUACUUUGCUGAAAAACUUUGUGUGAAGAGUGUGUCCUCUCUUUUUCAUUUUGCAAAAAGUGCAGAUUUCAAUAGAAAUUUACACUUUUAUAAAUAAUCUGGUUACACCCCUUGGCUUUCAAGCAGACAACAGGUCCUGUUACUUCCUGGUUUUGUUAGCUUAAUGAGGCAGCAAUUUUUCAGAGGACCUGACCUGCAAAGACUUCUCAGUGAGCUGCAUUGGGAAGUCUGUGAUUGGACAGACACAGAAAUUCUGGGUGGGGUUAGAAGGGGAGAGCUUGGAAAAGCUGCAGACAAGAGAGCUGCAGCUUUUGCAAGUGGAUUUUAAAUCUACCCCCACUGGAAAAAUAAAUAAUUAUAUGCAUGCUAGCAUUUGGGGUAUGUCUACUAAACAUUGAUUUUUAUUUAUUUUGUGUUUGGGCAGUGGAGUGUCCCUUUAAUGAUUUAUUUUUCUCAUUAAACCAGUAUAUUUAAUAUUUUACCUUCAGUAACUUCCUUGCUAAGUCCAGAAAAUAAACACACAAGUUCAUAAUGUUCAAACUGUCACAUAUACCCUGCUGCUGCUGUUGUUACAGGAGUUUUUAAAAAUAGAAUGCUUGUUUUAACUUCUUUAUGGUAAAAUUAUGUCUUCCUGAUUCUCCAAUGCAGUAGACUGUGAGCACUGUUUUGAAGCAGUCUUUGACAAAAACCACUUCUGCAUUAGCAAUUUUGUCCAUAUUUACUUUGAGAGCAUCGGCUGCAGUGCUCGGCCAAUCAAUGCCAUGCAAAUGUAGAUAAACUUGAUAUUGCUAAUGUAGAAGGGAAACUAGCACCAUAACCACUACAACAGCAUGUAGGGAUUAUGAUACUUAGAUAGCCCCUUUACACUUAUAGCUCCCGUUUCACAAAAAAGCUCCCUUUGAUCACUUUAUCACUAGUGGAUUUCUAUUACACCAAAAUAAAUAAUGUGACUAAACUCUCAGAUCUGACAAUCUGAUAAUAUGUAUUUCAUCAAAUCACCUUACUAGUGAAACUUUCCAUAUCUUAUCUGUUCUUCCAAGUUCUGGGCAAAACUUAGUGUCUGGGAGGUGGUCUUUGACAGGACAUAUAAAUAUCCCAGGGAGGGUAAGAGAUCUCCCCCUGAAGUGUUCAAGAAAACCCCCACAAUGGUUAGAAGGAAAUGCCAAACUAUAGUGUGCAAAUUCAAAACUUGGUCCCAGGGUUUGAGCAAAGAAAAAGGGGAUGAUGUAGUUUAGAAUACCAGCCAGGGACAUUCUAUCAGGUAAACAUUAUCGGUUACAUUGACUGAGUGGAGUAAAGUAGGUGGGAGGAGAGAAAAGCAAUGUGUUCUUUUAACACUCUAAUUUGUGAAAGUAAUAUUUACUGUGAAUAUUUUGUUGAUCGUUGAUAACAGUAAUGCAUUAUAUUAACUGUCUUGGCAAAAAGCAAAAUUAAACAGAAUUUUUCCACGUUGCAUUUUCCCUUCCCCCCCCCCAUGAUUCAUUUCUAUGUUGUUGUUUUUUCAAUUGUGGGUGGUUAGGACAUUUCUCCCUUAGUGAUAUCAAGGGUUAUAAUAAGCAAAUGUGUCCAGUUCUGUCUAUAACUAUAAACAAUACCCACAAGCUACAGGUUUGCAUGUAAUCUGCAUAUGUUGUGCUUAGUUCAGAAAUGCAGGUGGAUUAGAACCUCUUGUGAAACUUCUUUCCUCCAAUCAUGAUGAAGUCAGGAGAAAUGCAUGCUGGGCUCUUGCUGUAUGUGCUAAUGACGAACUCACAGCAGUGGAACUGUGCAAAUUAGGGUAAGAGACUCUUGCAUCUAAAUGAAUAAACAGCUUGUUAUAGUGGAAUUUUGUAAACAGAAGAGAACACUUUUCAAUAUGUUAAGCUAGUAAGUGAAAGUUUUUGAAUUACAUUUAAUCACAUUUUGCAUUGCUUCACAUUUAACUGGGCAUAUAUAAAAUUAUAUUGCCUAUUAGAUACAAAGUCCCCAUAUUUGUUGCUUCAGAGGAUAUCAAUAAAAUACACAAUGUGGCAUCUAACAUUAAUAACUUUAUACAUAUAAUUAAAAUGAUAAGUUAUAGGAGUAUGGACUUUGCGACAUUGUUUUCAAUGAUUCCAUGUAUAAGUGACCAUUAGAAAUACAGAGGUUAUUAGCAGAGCACUAUUGCUUUAAAUGGUUAAAGUACAUUUCAGUAUAGCCUUGACAUUCAUUAGUGUUAAAUCUUUACAUGAACUGGAAAGUGUUAAUCACAUGCUAGCAUAGAUUGUUUCAUUAACACUUGUAAUCAGAUGUGUGGAUACGAUAAUUAUUAACAUACACUACACAGAUCGAUGAUUAUUCAUCUGUUAAUUAAAUGCAUGUCUCUAAAACGUAAGUAAAAGAUGUAGAAACAAAUAGUAUGGGAAUUUCAUUGGGUUCGAAUAUGCGCACCCAGGCUUCAGUGCUGACAUUUGUCCAAGUAAUAAUACCCAUGUUUAUCCAGUGUUCACUGCAUUAUGUAAUGUCUCCUUGUAUAAUGGUCAUGUGGGGAAUGUACCAGCAUUACAUUAUAUUAAGGCACUAAAAGUUUGUCAAAUCAAACAAAUACGAAAACAAUAAAAAAUAUUAAUAAAAAAAUUAAAUAAUUUUAAAAAAAAGUUUGUCAACCAAAGUCUGUAGUUAAAAGCAAAGUUAUAACUAAACCUCGUUUAUAAUUUUCUUUGUAUUGCAACAAAAAUGGGACAAAGCAUCAUUUACUAAGCUAUGCAAAGACAAAGGGCUUUGUUCACUAAGAACAGAUUUGUAGUGCAUUGAAAACCGAAUCGUAAAAUGUAAGAUAAGGUAGUCGAGUUGUGACUGUAGCUGAGUUGAAGAAUUUUUCCAGAUCAGGUAUUUUUCCUAAAUUUUCCAGUUCAGGUUUUCACGUUCCUAGAAUUUGUUUAUUUAACCAAUAAUAGCCUGAAGUGAUUCUUAUAAUAGUUUUGUAUGGUUUUAGGGCACUGGACAUUCUCCAAGAUCUGAACCUGUCAUCGAGCCGAGGAAAUCAUUUUAGUGAAUUGGCAUACGACAAGCUACUAGAUAACAAUUUGUCUCUGAAGUACAGUCAGAAAGGAUGCUUGUCUUACAACAACCUCCUUACCAAUGGCUUUUAUGACCAUGGACGGGUAUGUUAAAAACAUAUACCAAUUCACAGGGAUAUUUUGGUGUCGUGUGAAUAAUCUUGUACUGGAAUAGUGUAUGCUAUCUCCCUGCAGAUCAAACCAGAAGCAAAGCUGCUGUCUCUAGAAGAACUAUGCAAACAGCCACUGAAUCAAAACCGAGCGAUUAUUAUAGUCAAUUCAAGAUGUCCUGAGCUGUAAGUAAUAUUUUUUAUUAAUGAAAAUAUCACCUUUAUUUACCAGUGUCCUGACGUCUCAUGCCUAACCAAUGAAUGUUACACAUUGAUCCUUGAAAUGUUUUUGAUUUUAUUUUCAAAUAUAGUUUAUUAAGAAACAUUUUUAAAAUGCAUAAAUUAAACCAUACAUAUUUUCAAUGAACGAACAACACAAUAUAUGUUUACUUAAACAAAAUAACAAUAUUUCACAAUAAAUAUAUCUUAUUAAAUACUAUUAUUUGAAUUUUGUUCCUUGUAUAAUGACCCAUAACCCUAAACAAUUGUAUAAUAAGCAGUAAUUAAAACAAAUGUUAAAUGCUAUAUCUAUAAAAAUAAAUAAAAGUUUGCAUUUAUGUAUAAAAAUAAUAAAAAAAACAACAACAAUAAAAGUGGGGUGUGGGGGGAAAUCCACCUUAAAUAGUUAGUUUUGAGCUUAAUUCUGUAUAACUUUCAUCUUGACUUUGGGUAGUAGAGCCAAGUAAAAUAAGUCCCAUAACUGCGGCAGAUUAACAUGAACAUUAACUUUCCACAUGAGAAAAACUUUUAAAGGAUAUAUUUCUUUUUAACAUCCUUUUCCCGUAUUUACCAUUAGUAAGUUAAGAUUGUCUUGCAACUUUUAUUCUCCGAAUAGAAUUGAGAACCUCUUUAAUUGGUGGAAUAACAGGUGAUCUCCAAUGUCUGGGGACAACUGUAGUGGCAGCAAUGAGAAAAUGUCCAAUAACGAUCUUAUCUAUUUUUUCAAGUGAACUUGUGAUUUUUUUUUUUUUUUAAACAAAAUGGUUUUUGUGUUUGCUAAAUCAUUCUUUUUUUUUUGUUUUAUUUAUUAUGUGUAAGAAUACAAGUAUUACAACAUGUUAGAAACGAAUGCAUUUAUAAUACAUUUUACAGCAAACAGAGCUUAUAUAUAACCUUGCAACUUAUAGUUUAAAUUUCCCAAACUACGAUUUUUUAAAAUUUUAGGUGCAUGACUUUUUGUAGAAUUAUAAAAUUUGCUUAACUGUUUACAUCUGUGGUAUUAGUGCAUUUGUGUACAAUACAUGUAAUACCUAUUUAGGGCAUUCAUCUUUAUAUUUAGUUUCUACUGGAAAAACAAAAAACAGGUUAAAUGUAAAAGAUUAUGGGUUAAAUAGCCAAACUGGGGUAAAUGGGAAAACAAACUGCAAAAUGUAGACACAAAUCUUUGAUUUGUUUGCAAACAAAUCUCUAGCUCUACUAUAGUCACAGCUCCUCUUCUCGCCACCCCCUCUGCCACACCCCCAUGGCUCUUUAACAAAUGUUUCAAAACAAAAUAUAGCAUAGCAUCAAAUAUAGACUAUAUACCAUGUGUGUCAGCUAAUCCAUACGAAUGCUGUUUGGUCCUUGUAUUUAUUUUGCAACAUGUUAUAGAAAUACACAUGAUGCUGCUGACAGAAUAUGUGACAAAGUAGGUAAUUCACAGACUUGUUACAGGCUGAUUAUGUAUCCCUAUACCAGAUUUCAUGUCACAUUGUCUAAACAAUAGGAAUAACAUAAUCAUGUCCGUGUUACAUUUUAUUUUACUUUGCUUUUGAUAUUCUAUUCCAUUUAUAUUUAUGAAUAUAUUUUUUUCUAAUAAUUAUAGUAUCAAAAUGCAAUAUAAUUAUAAUUUCAGAGCCUCUUCUGUAUCACCAACCCCUGAUGAAGAGAAGCGAGAAUCAUCUUCUGAUUUAUCACAAUCAUCUCGCAGCCUUAGUGCUUCUAAAGAAAAAGGAAGGUAUGAUCUGUUACUCAAUGUUCUCUUAUAAAUACUUUUUAUUCUGAGUUACAUAUCAUACUAACAUUAAUAAGAGUUUCACUGACGUUUACCUUGGAGUUUGGAAUAUUUGUGAAUUGAACAAAAAGGGUACAUUCUAAAUCAGGGGUUUCCAAAAGGUAUAUCCCCAGAUGUUGUAGAACUACAACUCCCAUGAUGCUUCGCAUUCCCUUAGAAUGCCUUUAGAAUGACAAGACAUCAUGGAAGCUGUAGUUUUAAAACAUCUGGGGAUCUACCGAUUGGGCACCCCUGUAUUAUUAUUAUUUUAUUUAUAUAGCGCCAGCAAAUUCCAUAGAGCUGUACUCUAAAUGUCUCUGUACUUUAUUAAAGAUAAAGAGAAAUGUUUAUAUUGUUUGUAUUCAGCACUCUUUUAGCAUUUCACUGUUAAAGUAACUAAUAGUCAUUUUGUAAAGGUCCUGUCGCCAUGAAGAAAGUCAUACAGAUUAUGUGAUACUAAAAUAAUAUAGGGCAGUGAUUAGCCUGUGGCCCUUCAGCUGUGGUUUAUUACAUGUCUGCUGAUGCUCAGCUAUAAUUUAACUCGUAUAGGGUAUUGUUUCUGCAUGUGGGGGUUUUACAAGUUGGAAGAAACAGUAAGCCCUGUGUUCACAAAACAUUGUGCACAUCUAAAUGUUUGUACAGGUUUUUUUAUUAUCCCAUCCCUAAAAAAAUUAUGAAUCUACAACCAUAAUGCAGUCCAGUAAUCACUAAUGCAGCUUUAGUUCGGUUCUAAAAUGAAAUACACAGUUUAUAUCAAUGAUAUUAUUUUUUGCGUCUUCACCAUACCAUAGCCAGAAAGUUUCUUUCCUCCUUACGUUAGCCAUGGGCACAGGGAGAAAGGUUUUUAACCUGUUAGUAAGACAGACAUGGUAAAUGAUGCAAAAAGUAAGGCCUUAUUCAUAAAGUGUGUAGAGAUUUAGAAGAUUUAGUUGAACCAUCCUAGGAGUAGGACUGAAUACAUCAGUGCCAUCAACAAUAGUGCCAUCAACAUCACGUACCGUUUUUCUAGCUCAAACUCUGCAUGUAUCUGGGUUUGCUCAAUAUAUCUGCUUGCAGUGAAUAAGGAUUGGAUUAUUCUGUGUCAUUACCAGGGCCACUACUUCAUCUCCUGUAGAAGAAAAGCCUGUUUCUGCUGGACGAUCUCCUUUACUCAGUAGAGGUGGUUCUAAGGAUAAGCCUCCAAGGUAUUUAUUUUGUAUAACACAGAAAGGUGCAUUCAAACGCUUUUUUUGGGCUAACAUAUUUGUUUCUUUUAAAAAUAUAGCCCACAAAAUCUGAAAGUCAUUUAAUUCUUCAACCCCCAUAUAUACUUCUUCAGAAAUUAUUCACUGGUUGUGUGAUCUACUUUACUUAAUGGUACAUUUGUCAUUUUCAUUAGCAAAUCUAACGUGCAAAUUUUAUAAGACGGACACUCCAGUUGUUGUUAGGAAUAGUUAGGGUAAGAGUUAUUUAAUUCUAUGUUUUAAGACUAGAUUUGAACGCUUUAGCCCUACAAAAGUCUUUAUAGGUGGAAAUAAAGGCAUUAUGUCCAGGCUCAUCAGUGCCUUGGCCUAAUCUAUCAUAUUUAAAGAAAAAGAAUGAAUAAAGCACAUGUGAAAACCUAAGUGGUAAGUAGAUAUUGUUUCUCUUCGCCUGUAAAAAUAGACUGCUCUCAGUCCUCCUAAAUUCCAGCACUCCAGACUGUAAGUAUCUGAAGCAUCUGAAUAUUAAAUUAGUUCAAUAUGUGUCUCACUGAACACAAUUCUAUUUAUUUAGGUUUUUUGGCAUUAAAGAUCACUCCAACUUUUAACUCUCCAGCUGUUGUCACACUACAAUUCUGAUCAUCCCCAUUCGCCAAGCAGGCUGUUGAAUAUGGCUGGCAAUCACAGUCCUCAAACAAACAGCUGGAGAGCAGUGAGCUGACCACCCUUACACAAAAGCAUGUGUAUAUAGCCCAGGCAGAUGUUUUUGCUUUCGCUAAUUAAUCGAAAACAUGCGCGGCUUAAAAUUAUGUACAGUUUUAUAGAGGAUUCAGAAAUCCUUUGCUGAAAGACAUAUGUGCCAUGGGAUGUGUCAGACAAUUUUUUUUGUUCAUGAGUUAACGAAUAUCUAAAUCGAAGCAGAUGUGCUUUGUAGCAAGAAGGCUCAAUGUGAUGAAUUUCAGGGUAACAUAUUAGCUUUUACGAUUCAUGGAGUCCAGCUCAAUUGAAAAAUUUAAGUUUAUAAAAAAAAAAAAAAAAAGAAAACCUUUAUUUCUUUUCAAUAUUUUUUAUUGUGAAAAUAGAAACUUGCUUUUGCCUCUUAGAUGACUACAAAAUAUAAAUCUAUUACAAUAUGAAAAUAUCUAAACCUUACGUUUCAUUAUUACAUUGAUGUAAAAAGUAUCACCAAAUACAUUUCUGUAUUGUAUUGUACAAUAAUUGGCGUACGUCCUCAGACGCUAAAUCAUAUUGCUGAGGAUAAUGUUUAAUACAAGAAACUCUUUCAAACGCUGAGACUUUUUUUCCCAACCUCGGGUCAUGUGGUUAGUUUCCCUUCAGGUCUGUCAGUGCGACAUUAAUCUAUCUGUCCAACUCUGUGAGAUUUAUAACUUUGAACCUUUGUUAUAUUCAGUUUUUAUUGAAAGAGAAACAUCCCUUGUGUGUUUUUAUGUCUUCCUAUACAAAUGGCAUUUUUGUAUGUCACGUUAAAUUGCAGUAGCAAGUUUUUUAAUCCAACUGAAUGACAGAGGGCAAGUAUCAUAUUUCAGAAUCCAUAACAUAUACUAUUUAGUAUUUAUUACUAACAUGAUGAAUGUAAGUGCUGUCUUAAAUUGCCAUAUAGUUCUGCUAUUGAUCCCUAAACAAAAAAAUAUUUACAGGUCUACUCAAGAUGGCUGCUUCAAGUUUGUUCUUGCUCGUAAUAUUCACUAAGAGUCAAGUACAGAUUACUAACUUUGGUAGUCUUGAAACUACCUAAGAGCAACCUUGAUGCUGAUUGUUUCUUAAAUUGUGCCACCUAACAGCUGACUUGAAGCAGUGCCAUCUUAACAGCAUUAUGGGCCCCCGGGCAAAGCAGUGCACUGGGGCCCUGCCUACACAAAAACUCACGGGAAUAAAAAUUUAAAUUAUCAAUAAAAUUAAGCUUAUAUUUAUUGGUACCUUCAACAAAUGCAAUCCAUACAUACACACAGACUGCUGAAUACUCGCACACACCGACUGCUGAAUACUCGCGCACGCCGACUGCUGAAUACUCGCGCACAUCGACUGCUGAAUACUCGCGCACACCUACUGCUAAAUACUCGCGCACACCGACUGCUGAAUACUCGCACACACCGACUGCUGAAUACUCGCGCACACCGACUGCUGAAUACUCGCACACACCGACUACUGAAUACUCGCGCACACCGACUGCUGAAUACCCACGCACACCGACUGCUGAAUACAUGCACACACCGACUGCUGAAUACUCGCGCACACCGACUGCUAAAUACUCGCGCACACCGACUGCUGAAUACUCGCACACACCGACUGCUGAAUACAUGCACACACCGACUGCUGAAUACAUGCACACACCGACUGCUGAAUACAUGUAUGUGUGUGAGGGGUGCAGUAUGUGUGUGAGCGGUGCUGUGUGUGUGUGCAUGUGUGUGCAUGUGUGAGGGGUGCUGUGUGUGUAAGGGGUGCAGUGUGAGUGGUGUUGUGUGUGUGUGAGGGGUGCUGUUUGUGAAGGAUGCUGUGUGUGUGUGAGGGUGCUUUGAAUAAGGGGUGUUGUGUGUGUGUUGCAGAAUGUGAGGGGUGCAGGGAGCAAAUGGGUUUUUGUUGUUUUUUUUUUUUUUAUCAUUUAAAAAAAUAUUAAUGAUAAAUAAGGAUUAAUUUAUGUCCCCCCCCCCCUUCUUCUUACCUUUGGUGAAGGAGGGGAACACACAGCCAGUGUGGUCCGGUUGUGAAUUCUGUACAGCCUGCAGCUCCUCUGGCUGCUGGCAGUCUCUUGUCCUCCCGUGUGCAGAAUGCUGCGUGGAGCAUUGUCAUGGCAACACUCAACACAGCCUUCACGCGCGAGGAGCACUCUUCCUUCCAGGUCCCUCCUUCUGACUCCGGGUACUCCCGCCGUCUCUCCUUUCUUUCGAAGGGCUUUUGGGCUGGUGAGGGAUAUCUUUGAUCAGCGGGCCCAGUGGAACAAAACAGGGCCGGCUCUCUAUUGGCCGGCAGGGGAGAUCAAAGGAUUGUGGGGCCCCUGGGCAACUGCCCAGCGUGCCCAUGAGGAAAGUCGGCCCUGACUUGAAGAAGUCCUCUGUGUCAGAACAGCGUAAUGCCUUAACAUGCAGAGCUAAUGUCAAGCCUGACUAAGGCAGGAUAAUGAAUGGACAGUAGCAUGUCACUGCUCCUUAUGGAUGGCUCUGCUUACCACUAUAAUAGCAAAGGCAUACCAGCUUGAAAUAGCAAAGGUUAUUAAGAGAAGAAAGCAAAGCUUCCUCCAAGGAAACAAGAAGAAGAGAAUAAUCAAGGAAAGCAGAGGUCAAGUGUAACAAAAGGAGAAUAAGUAAGGACUAGUUGAGGUCAGAUACCAGAGAAUCAGAAGUGUAACAUGCUCUCAGAUAACCAACUGGAAACCAUGACAGGACAAGAGCUUAAAGUGGCAGUCACGUCGAAUUUACCUUUCUCCUAUUGUUUCCUCUUCUCUUCCUCUCUCAGAAUCUGUUCUUCUUUUCUUCAUUUUUUCUUUAAAACACAAGACAAAGUAGGGACUACUUUGUCUUUGUACUACGUCUUUUUCUCUUACACAAGGAGCUUAAGUCAGCUCCAUUUUCUUUGUCAAGGAGGAUGGUAAGUACUUUCAGUGCAAAAAACUGAGCAUCUGAAUUGACAUUUUCAGAGAGAGAGCCAUAAAAUAAUGUAGGAUUGUAACAUCCAGACUCAGAUAUGAUUCCAGAAUGAAAUAUCAUGAGUUAGGCAAAGUGACAACCCAGCACAUUCUCUCUCAGUAACCAUAUAGUUGGCAUCAAGAGUACUUAUCAUUAAAGAACAAUCAAAAAGCAGUCUGAAGGGAGAAGAGCAAUAUGUCAUAAAUUAAUAAAAUUACCAGGUGUCCCUGGGUACCACUUAUUUGGGAUAGAAGAAAAAUAACCUCCCAACUUCCCCUUUUGCUUUGAAUUGAAACCUAAGAGGCUCAUAAAGCAUAGUACUAUUGGAUAGCAGCAAGAGCCAGAAAAAGAGGUAUCACUCAGAGAAUAUUAUUUUAAAAUAUUUCUGGAACAUCAAGCCAUACACAAGUUACUCUUUGUCUUAAAUUAUAAUGAUAACCAUGCAACCAUCAUUUUAAAUACAAUUAUGGUGAGUGUAUAUUAUCAAAAAUAACCUCACAGUGAAGGUGCCUGUAAAUUAAUCCUGGCAUUUUCAUAGAUUAAUCAAGUAAGAAAACAAAUAUUACUCCUAUUGUUUGGUUACUACAUAAUUAGUUUGUCAAAACAGUUUUGCUGCACAGCAAACAUAGCUGUCAGUUCCACUAACUGUCUGACAAAGGCCAAUGCUGGAUUCUCAUCAUGUCUUAUUGCAUCUGCCCAAGACUAUGUAAAGAUCGUUUUUUUUUCGUGGUUUGUUUUUUUAUUAAGUCUUGCAACACCUAGUUUGCAUAUUAGGGUUUAUUUUCUAAACAAUAUUCAUUCUGUACUGUAUAGUUUUAAAAAUAAGGGAAAUUGACAAUUAUAGUGGCUUUAUUUAAUCUUAGAGAAGGAUUUGGUGAUGUACCAUAUUGUAGUGUAAAAAAUAUUUUAGCAGGAACUACCAUAAUUGAGAUUUUUUGCUAAUUGAAGUUAACUAAAGGUUGUGCUUUUUCAUGAUUUUUUAUUUAUUUUUUACUAGUUUUUAAAUUUUUAAAUAUUAUUUUUAUGCAACGUGAAACUCUGUAUUUCAGCCGGGGAAGAGUCAAGGGGAAGAAGGAAGAAGAGAAGCCAAGGGAAGAAGAUGAAGUAAAAGUCCCAGAACCUGUUGUCAUGAAGCAAGAGUGGUCCCCACCAUAUGAUCAAAAGUUAAGCGACUACAUCAUGGAAGCUUCAAAAACAAUUCUUCCUCUUGCUUCUGUCAAAGAGAGAGUUGUGGCUUUGGCUCAGUACGUAAUAAUAUUUGACAUUUCUAAGGCUUGCGAGAAAUUGACUAUACUGUAAAUUGUGUCAAAUAGUCUGCAAAUCAAUAAGGCUACAUUUUCUAUGUUGGGAUAGGGAGAUACCAUUGGCAAAGCUUAAUAUAGUUUUACUAAGGAACUUUAUUUUACUUUUACCUGCAGAAUGGACAUUCCUGAUAUGUGGUUAAAACUAAGUAAAGCAGGGAGAAGAGCUAUUCAUUCCCUCUCCCACACCUAGAGACAAAAACGUUUAAACCCAAAUUAUAGAAAUAAGUUGACAAUAACUGGUUCAAUCCUUGAGAGUUUUCUUGGGUACUAAUAGUCCUUUUUCUUUUUUUUUUUUUAUAAUUCUUUAUUUUUGUUGUGCAGUAGAUAAACAGUUUGGCAUUCAAGACAUUAAUUGGUAACUAAGUAGAUGGGUAAUUUAUAUAACAACAUAACAAUGACGAGGUGUCUGCACUUUUUAUGUAGCUAAUAGUCUUUUUUUGAUAGGAAAUAUAAGCAUUAUAACCAUUUCAUUGCAUUGCAUAGUCUAUAGUGCAUCGAUUCCCCUAGUUCUCUGGCCAUCCAUUCAGUGUUAAGCCAUUUUUUCGAGCAGUUUUACACUAAAGGCCUCCCACAGCUCACAGGAUGUAUGGCUAAGGCAGCGAUUGCACACUUCCUUCUAGCAAUACUGAGUCAUCCCAGCAAUGGGUGCUGUGGUAGGCUGAAAGUGAUUCAGCUGAAACUCUCAACCAAUCAUAGCUCAUUAUUGCUGCUUAGGCUAACACUUUUUCAUGAUUAUAGCAAAGCAAUAUUUUAAUCUGAGCACCUUCCUUUCUUGUUUAGGGUUACCUACCCCUGAACUAGUCUUUAGGCAAAGUCUGGAACCUAUACCGGCAUCUCUGUAUUUAGUACUUGACAUAGUUGUAGCUAAGGGAAUAUCAGAAUCCAGGCACAGCUGUGUAAAGUGUCAUGUUCUAGAUUCAUCUAGUAAGGUCAGCGGUUAUACCAGUAUGUUUGUACAGUUGAUUUAAAGAUUCAACUUUAGUGGGACAGGCAAAAUGCAGCCAGAGAGGCAGUCUUUGGUUGAAGAAAGUACUCUGUGCCUCCAAUACAAAUCUGGCAUUGUAGGGCAAUGAGGCCGUGUCUAACCAUUUUGGAAGAAAACAUUCAAGCUAUUUUGGUCUAAAAUGUGCAAUCCCUUAAUUCUUAACAAAUCCCCAGUUUGGUGUGUAAAUACAGGAUUCACCAGGGAAUAGCACGGUUUAGACUAAAAUACCUGAAUUGUAAAAAUUAUCCUAGUCAAAUACGUUUUCAGCUUUCAGAUUUGAUUUUUUGGUAUAAAAUUUUGAAUUGAGUGAAUCCCAGGCAAUUCUUGGUUUAUGUUAUAAAACAUGUCGAUGUGUUGCUUUGCCUUUUACAUUUUUGCUGUUUUGUAAAACAUUAGAAAGAUACACAUGGAUGCUCUCUUACAACCAGUUUUAAGUUAAAUUGUGUACUCAUUUCUGAAUGACAAAAUGGAAAAUUGCAGUAUUUUUAGUCAAAUGAACUAUACAAUUGGUGCUAUCUAAGAACUAAAUCUCUUAAUUCUGUAGGUUAAGCAUCAGCAUAUUUUAGGAUUAACCGGCUCUUCACAUUUGAUCCUAACAGUGUGCGUCUAAAUAUCCUUUGACUCUAAACUACAUAAUCAUUAUAUUUGCUUAAUUUCGGCAGUCUUUAAACUAAAAUUGAUUUCAUCUUAAGCUUUUAUGUAGGCUUUUAAUCUUACAUAAAAUGCAGUUCAACAGACAAGAUGCUCAAAUGACUGACUGCAUACAUUACCAUUUUAAUUCCUUUAAUGAUCUGAACAUAAUUGCAGCAAUCACUCAAUGGCAGUUUGUAAAAUGCUACUUUUGUUUUUCAAUGAUACGUGUAAAAAAAAAUAGAAAUGUAUAAUAAAAAUGUGAAAUUGAUGGAUCUGCUUACAUUUUAUAAAGGUUUGUUGCCGAGAAGAUGGGGGGUCUUAUUGACAAAUAUCGGCUGCAUGAAUUCAACUGGGAACUGCAUAUGAGUGAUCUUAAAAUUCAGACGCAGAGCAAUGUUAUACAAAUUGGCAAAAUUAAAAAAGGGACCUUCUAUCAUCGAGCAUUGCUCUUUAAGGUAUGUACUAGUUAUACAGAUAGCUAUGUAAAAGCUUUUUAUAUAUUUUAUUUUAUGUUUUUAAAUUCUAGACUGGUUGAAACUAGAAACUAUUUUUGAAAAUAAAGCAUAACAACAAAUCUACUUUGGUACUAUUUAGUAAAGAAAUGUAACAUUGACCAGGUAACUGCAUGUUUGCAAUGUAUGUGGCUAUUUUGGUCUAAAUGUAAUAGAUAAAUAGUGGUCUAUCUGUUUAGCAUACCAGCAAAACAAAAAAAUAAUUUAAUAAGCAGAUAAAAUAAAUAAUGCAAACAAACUAAAUAGAGAAUUUAUUUUAACCAAAGCUUUGUGAAGACCCCCUGAUUUUUUCCCCUAAUGAACACCAAAAUUCAAUGAAUAAAAAAAAUCUAUAUUAGUAUUUUAUUUUUAAGUUGUACUUUUACAUGUACAACCUCAACUGAUGUCACGGUGACAGUGAAUAAUAGUGCACUGUUUUUAGACUUGAGAAAACCAGAAGAUAUGAGGUUAUUCAAGACCGGAUUUUUUUCCACAUGGACAAAAUCCAGUAAAAAUUACCAAAUUUCCACCACAAUAGUAAUUCUCGUAUUUAUUAAAGCCAGUUCUGGUCAGUACUCGCCCUGAUGCAUUUGGUAUCUGUAUUAAAAUUGUUGCUUUGGCAUUAAAUCCCUUAUAAAGUAUACAGUUUGGAAUAUUCACAAAAUUUAGAACUGAAUUAAUCCAGUAGGACGCACGUUCACAAAUUAAAAUUUUAAUGAGACACUGUAGUCACCAGAACAACUACUGAUUAAUGGAGGUACUCUGGUGUGUAUAGGCUGUCCCUUUUCAGAGAAAAGGCUGUGUUUACAUUACUGUCUAGGGACAUCUCUAGUGGCAGUCACAUAGACUGAUGUUCAGCGUUUCCACACUUUGCAUGGAUGUGCUGGAUGCUCCCCAUAGAGAUGCAUUGAUCCAAUGCAUCUCUAUGAAGAGAUGCUGAUUGGAGCAGUGCGGCGUCUUGCAGCAUGUGCACAUUAGUCCCACAGUGCCUUUCCUUUCCUUUGGGAAAGCACUAGAUUGGCUGUGAUAAUCAAUUCUGAUGAUAUCAGCCCAGUAGGUGGAGCAGGGAUGGAGCCAGUGCUGGCAGACCCACAUGGCGCUGGAGUAAAGGUAAGUUUAAUACCUUUUUCAAGGGGGCCAGCCACCAAAGCUGUGUUGUUAACAAUAUACAAACGUGUAUUGCUGACCCUAUAGUGUUCCUUUAAGUACUAUUUGCCACCUGGCAGCACUAACAAGCAGGCAAAUAGUGAAAACCCCUCAGCAAUGAGAGGGUUAAUUAAGUAAUGAAAAGGUUUUCUGAGUUAAAUUGAAUGUUGAUGCAUUUUUACAAAUCUGGAAUAAAAGUUGUUUUAUAGUUUUUUUCCCCCCAAAGUCCUAAGAGUGCUAUCAUUUUGUUUUGUAUAUCCUUUUUGAUUAACCAGCACCAUGCACUAGCAUUUUGAUCCUAGAGGUUUUUAGUUAUUAUUUACUUAUAUUAUAUAAAUAUAUUGUGUGUGUAUAUGUAAAACAUGCAGUAUGUAUGUAAAUACACACAUCCAUGUACAUCGACCAGACUAUAUCAGGGUAAUUUUUUAUUUAUUUUUUACUUGACUAUUAAUAUUCUUCAUUAACAGCCAGGUGGUUUCAUAUUAUUAAUAUAUUUUAUUGCAAUUUCAAUCCUCUCUCACACCUGGAGUGCAAUUAACUAUAUAGAGUGAAGUAUAUUUAUUCAGCUAUGUCACACAUGCACCUGUAGCAUAUAAUUGGUUAAGAUAAUGAUCACAUUCAAAUAAUGACAUAGUUCUAAACUUUUUACUUAAACAUAAACUUUUUGAAUAAUUAUUUAUUUCUAAUUCAUAUGUAACACAAAAUGUGUUUGUUUUGCACCAACAAUGCUUUUCCUAUUACUGGCAACACAAAAUAAUAGGGGUUUAUCUUUAUAGAUGUUGGAACUAAGAAGUGAUUAUGUUCUGGUAGAAAUCAAUAAUAAGUAGAUGUAACCAUUUAGGAAAAGUUCUCUAGGGCCAAUUAUUUUAUAUAAAGGCACACUAUAAGCACACAGACCAUUUCAUCUCAUUCAACUGGCAUGGGUGAAAUGCAGUGCAGUGAUUACAUUGCAGGAUUAACUCCACCUCUAGUGAUUGUCUUCCAGACAGCCACAGAGGCGCUUUCUGGUCCUUAACAGAGUUCUACUUCACUAAAGGAUGUUAGACGUCCUCAUGCAAAUCGCGAGAACGUCCAACAUCUUCUAUGUUACCCAUAGAAAAGCAAUGAUUUAAUGCGCGUGGCACUCACCAAACAUGCACAUUAGGUCCCACAUUGAUGUUGUGGGAGGAGGAGACCUAGCCAGCGCCGAGAGAGCCUCAGCGCUGGAAAAAAGGUAAGUAAAAUCAGAUUUUUGAUCCAUUUUAGGCAGAGGUGGGGGACCUAGAAAGGUAGGGAUUGAGAUACUAUAGCAUUGGGAAUACGGGUUUCUUUUCCAAACACUAUAGUGUUCCUUUAUUAGAAAUCCUUGGCACAUCUGAUGGUUAAGACCAUUGCAAAGUGCACAAUUUCACAAGCAGUUUAACUCAGAAUCAAUGGUAGUGCAUCCUACACUCAUUAGCAUUAUCCAACUUGACGUCAUGGAAGUGUCCACUAGAUCAAAACAGGUUUUAAAUAUCCUUUGAUUUCACAUCUGUGUAGAAGUCAUAUGUAUUUGAGUUCCACAUGAUUUACACCUAAUUCCAAAUAAUAACAAUUUUAGGAUCCUAACUCAAACCUUAACGCUCAGUAUUUGCUUACUUUCUUAGGUAAUCGCAGAUCGAAUUGGCAUUGGUUGUUGUCUUAUCCGUGGAGAUUACGGCCGGGCUUGGAAUGAAGUAAGGUUACUUGAUGCACCUCACCAAGAAGGAACUCGAAUGAGUUCGCCGACUACAUACAUUGUUGACCUAAUGUUUAAUCCAGGCUCUUUACUGAAGGACAACAGUGCAGAAGCUGACCGGUAUAAAUACAUUUAAUAAAAAUGUCUCAGUAGACUUGAAUAAAAUCGCACUAAUUUAAACAUUAUUUAAAUCAUAUUUGUGUUAUUUCUCCUUUCUAUAUCAUAAACCGUCAAAUAAAC